GUCCCCUCCCUCGACGCUGCACAGAGAGGCUCAGUGUGCGCGCGGGUCGCUCAGCAGCUGCAGCAGCCGCCGUCCCGAGCAGAGCCCUUCUCGCGUCCCGGGAGCCGGCGCUGCCCUGCCGCCGCCGAGCCAGAGGCAGCUCCUUGUCCCUUUGGCGCCACGGUCUCCCUUUCUCCCUCCCGGCCCGCGCCGUCUACGCGCUCCCCCCCUCGCUCUCCUCAGCGCCCCGUGUGCGCCUCCGUGCCAGCCCCGUCGCCUCAGCUCGGCUCUGCCCGCCCGUCCUUCGGCGCCCGCCGGGGAAAUGCGGGGCCUGUCCGGCUGGGUGGUGCUGCUGGCGCUCGGCAGCUGGCUCCGGCUGCGGGCGAAGGGCGCCGUGCCCCUGGCUGACUUCUACCCCUUCGGGCCGGCGCAGGGGGACACGGCCACCCCGCAGCAGGACGACGGCGGCUCGGGGCUCCGGCCCAUCGCCGUGAAGUUCCCCUUCUUCGGCGCGGCUCACAUGGCGCUCUACGUGAGUAGUCUGCCUGAGAGAGACACCCCCUUCCCCCCCCUCAGCCCCGAGGUUGCCUACCGCGGAGUAGUUACCCCGGAAUGCUCUGUGCCUGAGGGCCCCUCAGAAAUACCUCACCCAACAUACUUGGUCCUCGUAAUAAAAGGGAGACUGGAGCGGGGAGGGAAACCCUACCGGGCUCACGGCGUGAGAGGCUUUUCUCCACAGAGCGCGCUUGCUUCCACCGACCGGGAUGCUCUGCGUUGAGCUUUGCAAUGCCACGCCAGGCGUGCUUUCGCUGAAGCAGGUCCCACGGCAGUUGGGUGAAUCUCUCUCUCUCUCCCUCCCUGGGAAUAAGUGCUCCGGGCUGCAGCCGGAGACCCUAAAGCAGGCUUGGCUAAUCCGUGGCGCUUCAGGUGUUGUUGGGACUCCUGGCCAUAGGCUAGGAGUUGAAGCAGCAGCGCGAGGAUGUCUGGAGGAGUGCCUCACGUUAGCCAGCUCUGCUUUAAAGGUUAUAGCAACUGAACUGGGCCAAAGGCAUGCGGGGAUCUUUCACUGGCUUUCUCAUUCCUAGGGAUGAGUGUGGUGCAAAAAGCCCUGCCUUGUACUGCAGCCAGGUAAAGGUGGUGGGGUAUUUUGAAAAACUUGGUUUCUUAGACUAUGUUCACAUGGAUUCUGUUCGACAUACUUAUGAUAUGCAUAUUCAGUAGCCUAUGUCAGGGAUGAGGGACCACACAUCUCACCAUCCCUGACUGUCUGGAGCUGAUGGGAGCUUGAGUCGCAACAACAUCUGAAGGGUUAUAUGUUCCCCAUAUCUACUUGCUGGAGCUCCUGGGGGACCAGUACAGACGAACCACAGGUGGCAUGGUAGCUACUUUAAAUCUGAUUUCUGCAAACUAUUGAUAAGAAAUAUCUGCCACGUGAAGAACUGGGGUUUCUGCACACCUGUUAGAAUGUGUUUGCUUCCUUUCUGCAAAUAUGUACUCGAAACAGCCCAUCAGAACGUACAUAAAUAGUAAAAGUAUUGGUGCACUGGUGGGUUUCCCAAAGUCCAUCCAUUUUUCUUCAGCACUUUGACUUUCACAUGACAAUCUUGGCUAUGGGAUUAUAUAGUAAAUGCCAUAUAACAGGAUAGCAUGGUGGGGAUGAGAUCCCAGUGAUAGGAGGCACCUCAAAACCACCAAAGAAGCAAAAGUGGAGGGUAGAGGUGGGGUAGGAGCCUCAAGACAGGAUGGACCAGUGGUCUGUUUUAGAUGCAUGUUUUUAAUGUGUCUUAUUUUGGUGUGCUGCCUUGACAAUGUAUUCUUGUUUAUAUAAUUGUAUAUUGCAUUGUUGUAACCUGCCCAUGGUGAAGGAUAAAUGAUAAAUUUUGUAAUAAUAAAUAAUAAUAAUAAAUAAAUGAGCAUUGACUGAUAAUACCAGAAAAAUACAUGAUAGGUACUUCCAGACACAUAAUGUAAAGGAGUAGUUUACGAUAGUUUUUUUUUAACUCCUCCUAGAGUAAAUCCAGAUUAAAUAAGGGGGGGGGUGGACAGAUACUUUUAUGCCUGUGAUGCCAUGUGGAUACUGCAGAAAAUUGCAAGCAUGAUGUGCCUUCAGCCCACACUCAGCACCCAUCUGGAAGCACCUAAUGACACUGCCCUUGAGGAAAACACUGAACCAAAGGCAUUCUGACCAAUCUGCACAUAAUUGGUUGCAACUUGCAAGCACCAACUUCGGACCUGCUCCUUUGCACUAAAGGGCUGUUGUCCAGCCAGCUGAGUGUGCUAGCCAACAAGAGUAAGGUUACCAGACGUCCCUGUUUCCUGGGUACAGUCCCUGGAUUUACAAAUCAUUCCCCUGACAAAAUCCAUCUAUUUAGUAGAAAGUUGAAAAGUGUCCCCGGAUUCAUUGAAAAAAGUCUGGUAACCUUAAGCAAGAGGGACCAAAGAGUUAAACUACUGCUAGCCACAAAUAACUGUCAUGAUUCCAGAAAACUGCAUGGUGUAUUUAGAAACGAAAUCUCAAAAGACAAUUGCUUGCAAUCUGUCUUCCGGGCCUUUCAGUCCUAUUACCAUGUUUUUAAACUCUUCCCCCCACUGCAAUCAUGAUCAUUGCAACAACAAAAAAAUUCUUCCCAUCCCCAAAAGCAGAUUUUCAAGAUUCUAAUGACAGCAAAUAUACCACUAACUGCCUUGGCAACCGCAUAGUCCGCAAGCCAGAUGUUUGUACAACCAAAACCAAAUUUCGUUAGCCAAGAUAGUUAGAUAAUAUAACUUUGCACUUAGGUUGGCUUUAAAGUUUGGUUUGUUUUCCAGCUGCUCUUUCCGUAUGCCUUUAUGACUUGGCAAGCGUUGGAGGUGGGAUAGCCAAGCAGACUAUUGGUUAGACAAGGCUGUUGGGGUUGGUUAUAACACCAAGCCAAGGUUUGUAAGCCAGCAACAAACCAUGGACUUCAUCCUGUGGUUUUCCAGGAAACAAACCAAGGUUAGUCUCUGGAGCUGGGUCUACACCAUGGCUAAGCUAAACAAACCAUGGCUUAGCAUUAUGUGCAAAACAGGCUUGUGAGUAAAAUCUGUGCUGAUCAUGGUUGGAAGAAAAAAGUACUGUGGUAGAUGGCUUGUGAUCUAAUCCAGCCUGGUGGUAGUAAAAACAAUAGCACCAUUUACAUGUUCAAAGCACUUCACAUGAGCCUCACAACAACCUUUGUAAGGUUCAACAGUAUUAUUAUCUCUGUAAUGCAGGUGGAGGGAUGAGGGUGAAAGAGACUGAUGCACCACAUUAUCAGCUCAUUGUAAAGUGAGUCUUGAACCAAGGUCUCUCUGAUUCAUCUUUCUCUCUCGAGCUAUAUGCUCCAGCAAAAACAUGUACCCAAGCCUCAGUGGAUUGGACCCUAAAGUUUGACAAUCUAGUCUAAAGUUUGUUAAUCUAACCUGGUGCCUUCCAGAAGUUUUACACUACAUCUCCCAGCCAGCACAGCCAGGUUGGGAAAGACAAAGUUAACUUUGGAAGGUCACAGGAGGACAAUUUCCUGCCCCAUCUCUCCUCCCAUGCUCAUUGUUCAGGAGCCGCCCCCUGGAAAGGCUUUUCAAGGAUCAUAAGGGAAAGAAUGGCACGUGAAAUUUCAUUGUCUUAUGAUUCAAGCCAAUAACUGUAACAUCCAUUGAUUCACAGUCUUUAGACUGAUGGUUUGUGCUGUGCAAAUAGAUCCUUGUUUUAUACAACAUGACUGGCAUCUUUAAAUCUAGCUGCCUUUUGCUUGGUUCCUUUUCUUUCUUUUUUAGGUCACUUCAAAUUAUUCCAAAGUCAUCUGGAUUUACUUGGGGACAGUCAACAGUUUUAAUUUAAUUUAAGGCAUCAAAGCUGUAACAGGAUGUUGCGAAUCGGCAUGUCUUUGCUAUAUUUGGCAAUUACACUCUGCCGCCAAGGGGUUAUAAUGGCCUAAAGAUUCUGGGUUCAAGGAAAAUCCUUGAAUGGCUUGGCCUCUUCCACUGCCUAAUUCUAUUGGCUGAUUUGACUCUGUUAGCUCUCUGAAUAUGAUUUGUACUGCAGUGUUGCACCUUUGGGUUGUCACUGCCAGUACACGAAUAUGAGUUUGGCUGCAUGAAACUCACCACAAGGACAUUCCUGAAGGAUAGGUGUAAAAACUAGGUGACUGUAAAACGUUUCCCUUGCCUGCCAUGAUAGGAGACAGGAAAUUGCUUACAAUGAUGACCAAGCAAAAUCUAAUUUCCUGGACACAGUAAUAGAUGUUGACAUUACCUCAGGAGAGUCUGUUACUGCAGCAACACAAUCCAGUAGCCUUAGAAGAUGUCUCUUUCUCUGCCUGUGAAUAAUUCACGUGGAGAAGAGUCUUGUGGUUGAGCUUUAAUUUAGUCUUGGUGCUGUAAGCAAGGGGGGGGCGUUUCCAUGAUAUAUAAUUACUUCAGUGUAUGUUCCAAUUUCGUGCACUGUCAUGACUUGUUGUUGUUGUUGUUUAGUCGUUUAGUUGUGUCUGACUCUUCAUGACCCCAUGGACCAGAGCACGCCAGGCACUCCUGUCUUCCACUGCCUCCUGCAGUUUGGUCAAACUCAUGUUUGUAGCUUCGAGAACACUGUCCAACCAUCUCGUCCUCUGUCGUCCCCUUCUCCUUGUGCCCUCCAUCUUUCCCAACAUCAGGGUCUUUUCCAGGAGUCUUCUCUUCUCAUGAGGUGGGCAAAGUAUUGGAGCCUCAGCUUCACGAUCUGUCCUUCCAGUGAGCACUCAGGGCUGAUUUCCUUAAGAAUGGAUAGGUUUGAUCUUCUUGCAGUCCAUGGGACUCUCAAGAGUCUCCUCCAGCACCAUAAUUCAAAAGUCAUGACAUAUGACAAACAAAUGGCCCUCUUCUGUUCCAUGCACAUAUACCAGGAAAUGGUUACCAAUACAGUAUGUGUGCAGGGUGCAAGCAUUGACUUACUUGGAGGUCCAUAUUUGCUUACGUUCAUCCUGUGUGAAGCUGUAUUUAAGGUAACAGAGUCCUAAAAUGAGAAAGUUGUACUGGCUUGGGUUUAGCUAACCCAUUGUCUGGCAUUUACUUUAUUUGCUUAUGAGGAUACUUUUUGGAAAACGUCUUUUACUAGCAUGCAUUCUUCGCUUAUCAUCCUUUCCUGUGCCUUGUGUCCAAGCACUGUUUGUUAGAAUAUGGCAACACUUUGGUGCUGCGAGGAAUACAUGCACCAUACAAUAACGCUCUUGGAAAUGGUUAGUAUACUUGUGCAUGGCUGGGGUCAAAUAAUUUUGAGUGGCCAAGCAAGACUCUUAACCACUAGCACAUGCUCUUGUCCCUGACUUUGCACUACAUUUUAAAAAUGCAACAAAGGGUCAGAGGCGCACCAAAGCACUCUCCUUCAAACUGGCUUUCUGGGCCUACUUUCUUGGUGGAAUCUAACUGCCUUGCAGAUGCAGGAGCAAGCCAGUGUAUCCAUUGUCCCCCUGGAGCUCAGAGCUAGCCAGAGGCAGUGGAGGGAUGCUGGUGUUCAAACCACCCGGCGGAUGCUAAGACAAACUUCCAACUAUGGGCUCAUCCAGACUACCUUUCGUGCUGUAUUUCUAGGCACAGGACUGCACUUUAAAGUGCUAUGUCCAACCCCCCAACCCCCAACCCCCCUUUCCCAGUGAAAACCUGCUCUUUACCACUGAAUCAGAGCACAUGACAAUCUCUAGGAAACCCGAAUUGCUGUUUAUUCUGAUUCAGUGUUUAAGAGUGGGUUUUUGCAGAGAAAGCACAGAGGCGAAAAAAGAAAGGAAAACCGUUCAGGCACGGCACUUUGAAGCUCAGACCUCUGCCUAGAAAGCAUGGGGUAAAAGGUAAGCUGAGUCCUAUAUUUGGGGCCAAGGCAGAUUUAGGGCAGCGUGAUUGGUUUCGCUGCAUGGGAUGCAACCUUGUUAUCCACAUUAUGUCUAGGAAAGAUAAUGGUAUAAAAUGCUGGAAAAAGUGCUGGCAAUCAGUAUAGACCAGGCGUCUGCAACCUAAGGUCCAUGGGCCGGAAGCGGCCCGCGGAGGUUGUUUGACCGGCCCACGAGCCGCCCCCAAACUGAGCUGCCCACUCGCGUGCUGCACUAAACCGGCGCAGUACAGGGACUCACUUUUGCAGCGCCGAAAAUCACGUCUGUGCAGACGCAAACUCCGAAAAUUACAAGCGAGCACAAUCUGGCCCACAGAGGGAUCUCCACGGGACCGAUCCAGCCCUGGCAAGAUAAACCUUGCUGACCCCUGGUAUAGACAAUAAGGUAGUUAGACCAAUGGUUUCACUCUGUAGUGUAGAGGAUAGCUUCCUAUUCCCACCCACUCCCUGGAAAGUUUAUAACCAAGAACAAACCUAGACUACAGCUAGUGGUUAGUGAUGGGGAGGAGAGAGAGAGAGAGAGAUUAGCAAGAAUUUGGACAAUAUGGUAAGUGAAACCUUGGCUUAGCUCAACAUGGUGUGGGAGUUAAAAAAAAGACCAGGAAGGCACAAAAUAUCUGAGCUCCUCUCCAGGAGCCUGCACAAUCCCAGUAAGUUAUCGUUUGGCUUAUUGUGACAUGUGAACCAGGCCAGCCUCUCUGUGUGAUUAAAUCUGGCUGCGUGUCAAUGUCACUGAAGGCAAACAAAGUCUUUUCAGAGUAAGGGCAGUGGUUCCUGGACAGGUGAAAAUGACAAAGAGCUUUGCAGCAUCUUUAAAGGAUAGCAGUCUUACUGUAGCAUAAGCUUUUGUGGACGUUCAUCCCACUUAAUCAAAUGCAUGAACCGUUAAGUCUUUGAUUGGCAGAUACGUAUACACCUGCCAGCUGAAGAUAACAGUUCAUGUGCCUAAUUAGGAGUGCUGUGAGUCCAGGAAAGCUUGCACUACAAUAAAUCUUAAAGUGCAAAGAGAUGCUUUGCUGUGUUUGCUGAGGCAGACUAAGAUGCCUGCCCCUUUGGAAGUUGUGAUCCUGAACACUCUUGCACUCUUUUCACACUCCUGAAUAUGUUUGUGGAAAGCAGUACUUCUGGUUGAGCUCUGUAGAGUUUGGAAAGAGAGCACUGCUAACCCCUUUGAACUGAUAUGUUCAAAUUAGUAAGGAGUUAUCCAGGGCAACCAUGAUAACUUUAUGGAGGGGGGGUCUGCAGGGAGAGAGCAGGACAUAAUUUCCUGUCAGUGAUGGUUUAUUUUGCUUGACCCACUUGCAGGAGUCCCGAAAGGGCUCCAAGGAGGCGGGUAGAUGAAGAACAGGAAGCAAAGCAAUUCACUCCUAACCCCACCCAGUGUCUCAGUCCAGAUAAAACCAUGCAGUGGAAUAAGCAGAAUAGAAUGGUCACAUUUUUAAAAUACACUUUUAUAUUUUUAUUUUUAAAAAAUACUUAAAUGCCAAUGGAAAACCAGCACAUUCAUCAAAUGUGUUUCCUUGUUCUGUUAGUUCCUGGAUUUAUCUGGCUUCUUUCUUUUACCGUGGUGGAGUAUUCAAAAAUUGUACCACCCAUAUAUCCACAGUCUGAGGUGGCACAUUCCAUUCCAAUCUAAAACCUCUACAUAUUAUUAUUCCCAUCAAACAUAGGUAAGUGCCAGUCCUUUCUGUAUCAAAAACAGUGCCAUCCAUGUACAGAAGGAAGGUAUUAGCUAGGGGAACCCAAAGUUUUACAGACGUACAAACAAUAUUUAGAAAUAAAGCCCUAAAACAGAGGAGGAGAACUACAAAACAGACCUAGUGAGGACUGAGCAUGCUCUACAGCCAUAGAAUGCUGACCGACUGGUUGGUAAAAACAGAAAAUGAGGUGGGAGAGAGAACGAAAUGGGGUAUUGUGGAGGAAGGCAUGGACCCACUUUUUCUCCCCUUAGUUCCCUGUACUGCUGCAGUUGUGGCGGGAGAUGAGAGAAAAAAAGUCUACAUGGUCUGGCUUCCCACAGCAGUGGGGUGGGGCUAAAGGAGAGAAAUAAGCUUUGGGUGUCAGUACCCUGUAAGGAGAGAGCAAUUGGGCAAUCUAUAGGUCGGAGGGUUGUUAACGGAGGGGGUUGGCAAGGGGUUGGGGGGUAGGCAUGGGUGGCAAGCAGUGUUAGCAGCGGCACAGCCCCUAGUACUUUAGUAAUGUCAAACAAGGAGUGUCAGUAAAGGUACCCCUGACCAUUAGGUCCAGUCGUGACCGACUCUGGGGUUUUGCGCUCAUCUCACUCUAUAGGCCGAGGGAGCCGGCGUUUGUCUGCAGGCAGCUUCCGGGUCAUGUGGCCAGCAUGACAAAGCCGCUUCUGGCGAACCACAGCAGCACAUGAAAACGCCAUUUACGUUCCCGCCGGAGCGGUACCUAUUUAUCUACUUGCACUUUGACAUGCUUUCGAACUGCUAGGUGGGCAGGAGCUGGGACCGAGCAAUGGGAGCUCACCCCGUUGCAGGGAUUCGAACCUCCGACCUUCUGAUCGGCAAGUCCUAGACUCUGUGGUUUAACCCACAGCACCACCCAUGUCCCAGUGCAGGUGCUAGACUGCAAUUAAAUAAACCCUACGCUGCCAUGAUGUGGGAAGGGGUUUGAAUGAGGCAGAGAUCUCUCUGUCCACCUCAAAACAGCUCCAAUGGCUUCUGCCCAGAGAGUGGCACCACCAACAUGCUCUGUGUGGCCACAGUAGAUAGGGUUAGGCUUAUUCUGCCUUUGUGUCAAAAGUUAAGGAAACAAUCAUAUUCACAGGCUCAAGCAUGAUGCAUUUGGGGAGGCUGAACCCCUUCCCAGAUGUCACCCUAAGCUCCUUUCAGGAAUAGGUGAUGGAGUAGGUAUUGGAAUAGGACUGGGGAGACAUAGCACCAAAUCCCUACUUGUCUAUGAAGCUCACUGAAUGACCUCGUGGCAAUGACUUUCUCUCCCUCUCUCUCUCGCCCCGCCCCGCCCCCUCACAUACGCGGUUGUAGUGAAGAUAAACUGGAGGUGGGGCAUGUGUUGUUCUUUAAACUGAUUGGACAACAAAUGUGACAACAGAUGCAAUUACUAAAUAACAUGUAUCCCAUUCUCAGUUGCUGGAGACAGGUACAGGGACCAAAGCACAGUUCUGGCUGUUUGGGUGGUAAGUGAGGGGACACUCUUUCUGCUUCCAAAGGAUUAGUCCUCAUUGUUUGUUGAAGGUUCUACACAUGAAGCAGAAACGUAUCUCACCAAAGUCAAGAAUGGGCAAAUGAUUAAACAAAAAAAAGCUCAUUUUGCUCUUCUGCCAGUUUGUACACUUAAUCUAGGAAACAGUGCCUUACAAACAACGGUGAUUGCAUUAAACAAUGAAUGUGGGAGAGAAAAGGUCAAGCCAGGACAGUGCAAACUACUUGCAGAAGAAAGUAGAAGGCGUAAGCGGAUGCUAGUUGCAGGAUUUCCAUAGAAAUGUCUUUGGCUUCCCACAACAUCACAAGAACGAUCCAAUGAUGAAAAGCCUGCAUGCGGAUAGAACAUUGGAUAGUUCAUUAUAUCAGGGGUGGGCAAUUUAUAAGUUACAAAGGGCUACACUGGAAGUACAUAAUUAGCAAGGGCUGUGUUUAAUUUGCACAUUUGAAUAUAAUUAAUGAGCAACUCGGCAUUGGUAAGACCUCAUCCGGAAUAUGGUGUUCAGUUCUUGGGCUCUAAUGCCUUGAAAAGAAUUGACAACUGCAGAAGUAUUUGGAGAAGACCAAUGUUGAUGAGGAAAAGACCAGAUGGAGGGAGUGUGUUUCUGUAGAAAUGGAGGUUGGAUGGAAUGUAUGGGUGAGUUGUAUGAGGUUGAUGGUUUUUGAAAUUUUCAAUGUGUCACAAUAAGAGGCAUAGUUUCUUGAAAGGACAAGAGACACAAUGAUUUUAUGCAAAGACAGAUUGUGGUUCAACAUUAUGAAGGUUUUGAAAUGGCCUUUCUUGGUGAUCUCAGGAAGAAGCAGGCCAGGCAUCUGGUAGGGAUGCUUCAUAUUAUCCCUUUGUCACUUUGUGUUCCACACUUUCCCUCUCAAAAGCCCAAGGAAUCGCACAUGAGGUUCCUGUUUUUAUUCCUGUAGCAGCUCUCUAAGAUAGGUUGGGUUAGGACACUAUGACUUCACCAACACCACCCAGUAAAUUUCAUGGCUGGGUGGGAUUCGAGCCUGUGUUCUGCACAUUGAACCCCUGCCCUGUAGUUCUUAUGCAACACUGGUUCUUGCAGGGACAGAGGCUGAGCUAACAGAACUACCAGUAUUAUUCUGUUCUUGCUCACAACUGGGGUUAGUUCUCAUAUGCAGCAGAUGUGGUGGUAAGCAUGUUUCUAGAUUGUACCACUUUAGACUGUAGGGUUUAUGUGAUAUGAAUGCUUCCCCAUUUAAACCAGUGGUGGCUAGUCCAGUGCUGAGGGCUUGAUGCUGCCCUCCACACAGUUUUUUUCUGCCCCCCACCCCCAAGACCGUACUGAAUUUGGCAGUGGCAGCUAUAAUAAUAAAAGUACACUCCACACUGGGGUGGACAGAGAAGUUUUAAACUCCAGCACCCUGUUGGCAUGUAAAUCACCCCCUCCCCAGUCAUCAGUUUGAUUGUUUAAUGAGCAGUGAGGGGUUCUAACCCCCUUCAGUUCAUGUAAGGUUAGGCCACAUCCAUUGUUGACAUGCAACCCCUGAAGGCUUAGCAAAGAGUGAAUGCAGCCUUUAGCCAAAAAAUUGUUAGCCACACACCCCUAGUUAAACAAUAUAAAAAGCUGAGCUACAUACAUACAGAAGAUGAAUAAUAGAAUCAUAGAAUUGUAGAGCUGGAAGGAUAAAGCCAGACUAGAUCCAUACACUCUUGACAUCUAGCUUUCUAGGAAAUAUGUUUUUCUGACUUUGCCUUUACCUUCUAUGAGGAGCUACUGUGGAGGGUGCUGGAAUCAAGCAGGAACCACAGGCAGAUUCUGUUCCCUCCCCACUCCACUCAUGAAAAUGUUCCAAUGGCCAUUGUUAACUUUUUGGUUCCUACUGAGAUUAGCAUGUGUGUGUUUUUUUCUUAGCCUGCUGUGUAUCUUAAAGGUCAGUAAAAAUACUGUAGUUGGUUUGACUUGUUUAUAAGAUGCAGUCGGAUAGAAAUGUUAAAAACAUUACUAGCUAUUUAAACGAGAGGAGAAGCCAAGGGUUUAUUGAUCCAUGAAAGCAUUUGCUUUUACUAAGAAGUGAAGCCAGUCAGUCUUUAUUUUAUUUUAUUUUAGUAUAUGGGCAGUUCUUCAGAAGAAACUUUGCUACUUUGAAGCAGCAAAAUAUCAUAUAUGUUAAAACCAAUCUGAUGCUUCUGAUUAAUGGGGAAGAGGAAAAGUGGGACAUUCUGGGAUGGCUUCUGUAAAUCCAGGACUGUCCCUGGAAAAUAGGAGGGUCUGCAAUAAUUCUAAUUUUAAGAUAUUGCACGCAAGAAUCAUAUUAUGUUGAGAUAAUGCUUGUGUUCUUAGCAGAACUGCUCCAUGCUUAUACUCACUGCUGUGACUGUCAGUGCUCUUUCCCCACUUUAGGCAAUCACCACAAUCACCAACUUAGUUUGUGCUACUGUGAGCCAAUAGUUGCUGUACCUCAUGGUAUUUAUUCUUCCUGUGUGCAUCCCAUUCUAAAGAUCUACCCAAAUUCUUUCUCUUUAUGCUUUUCUUCAGCCAGCACCCCUUUGUCACGUCCAGGUUCACUAACUGUUUAUGCAACAAUAUCUGUGUUGUACUAGCUGGCUGUUGCCACUCUAUACAAUAUGUCUGGGAGCUGCUUUGAACUUCCAUUUAUAGUUAUUUUACUGGCAAUCUUUCAUCUUCUUUUACAUUUGGCUUCUGGGAGCAUCAAAGUCUUUUGUAAUGUUUUGGUUCAUAUCCUGCCAGUGACAAUCAAUUAUUCCCAUGUUUGCUGUCAUUCAUAUUCUGUCAUAAGGUUCCCAAGCGAUAUGUACUUGCAGCUCUUUGUGAAUAAUUGUAGACCACAAACAUGACGACUGUGUACUGAAUGUACAGAAAGUCUGCUCUGCAAAAUUUGAACUUCCAGUAAAUAUUAUUGUUGACCCAAAAUAGUGGAUUUGGGAGGCACUUCCCAAAAGCUUGCCACAUGUAUUAAUCUGGCAGCAAAGAAGUGGGAGUAUUUUUGCAGCCAAAACCUUACAGCAGUUCUCCGUUCUGAGUAGCAAGCCCAUUGCUGCGAGUUUUGAUAUUCACACCAGCAAACUUAUAAGCGUGGAUUGCAUGCAUAUGUUUUUAAAUAUCUGUGUUCAUGCGUCUGGGAACCCUAAGUGGGCAAACAGUUUCUCUUAAAUUUUGAAACAGGGUUUAUGUUUAAAAAUGAUUUGGCAAGGCAAAUGAAAACUCUGCUCUAACGUGCUCUCUAGUUUUAAAACAGAUACAGUACAGUGAUGAUGUUGCAUAAAUUUUUGAGAUGCUGCAAGAUUUGAGGGGUGUGUGUUCAGGGACAGGGGACAUCCAUGCUGGAAAUGAGUUUUCCCCAGUCUUAUUUUCUAAAAUAGAAGGUGCUGAUGUCCAAUCCCAUCUGGAAGCUGAGCCUCUAAUCCAUCUCUGGGGAACCUGUGGUCCUCCAGAUGGUGUUGGCUCCAAUUCCCCUUCAUCCUUGACCAUUGACUGAUGGCUGGGGUUGAUGAAAGUUGGAGUCCAACAUCAUCUGGAGGACUACAGAUUUCCCAUCUCUGCUGUAAUACUAAUAGUGUAAGGAUUCAAGGCAGCUUCUCAGUGGUGAAAGACAAAAAGUCACAUACUUGAGCCCAAACCUCAUGUGAUGUUGGAGAUCAGAGGUUGCGGGAUACACAGUAUUAAAUGAAUAAAUACACGCACACACCCCAAUAUUAAGCUGUUCCCUGUGGUGCCUGUGACUUCUCUUACUUGUAAAAGUUACAGUUUUGUAUAUUCAUCCUUAUAAUGCCAGCAGGAACCUACAAGCAAAUAAAACCUUUCUGCCUUGUUAUAGUUGGACUAAUAACACUAAGGUAGGUUGGUGAACUUUUUCUUAAAAUACAGUACAGCUUUAGAAACCAAACUCAAAUCACAUUUGUUUGACAUGCAGAUCUCAAAAUUCAGCCUUGACCUGCAGGGAGCAGCUGUUUUUGCUCUACGCUCUCCUUUUUUUUGGUUGCUUAAGGAAGAAUUUUACAUGCUCAUAAUGGUACGAGGUGAAAAGAGAACUGUCCCCCCCCCCCACAUUCCUGGUUUUGGCAGAAUCUGUCCUUGAAAAUUCCUUAAUCUAAAAGUGCUCAAACGUAUCCACACACCCCUCACUUCUCUCAUCUUUGCUUCACCAGUUUAAUUCUUCCCUUUGUUACCCUAAUGUGUUGGGGUGUAGUUUUGUAGCUUGUAAUAGUAUUAUGUAAUAAUUUUAUAAUCCACCUGAGAUCCUGCCCAGCAUAUGGUUUUGGAGAAGAGUUGUGUACUAUUUUCCUUUUCAUUGCUUAUUGUUAGCGAGGGUUGGGUGUUUUGUUUUUUUUAAUCAGUAAAAUCACACGGCCCUCCUGCAUACGUCGCCCCCACCCAGACCGCACUGGCUGAGCUCCAAUCUCUACAGAAUGGCUGUAAAAUGCUCCUAUCCUUUGUAACAGAGCCAGACUUUUAGUGGGUUGCCUUUGGCAGUGCUGUAAAAGGCAACACCAAGUGCAAGGCAAAGAUGAGUCAGGCUGAGAAAGUCUCCACUAGAUAGAUUUUCUUGGUGCAGUAAAGGUUUUCUUCCUCAUAGAACAUGAAAAGGGCUAGCAGGGAGGCUAGAAUCUCAAUCACCACCCCUCCUCCUCAAAUCCUACCCGAAAAUGUGUGUGUCCAUCCUCUGCCUUGCCUCCCAGGUCACACAGCUGGUCCCUGUCACUGAUAAGGACUUGUUCCUGGCACUGGAAAUGCUAGCAGUUGUCCUCUUUCACACAAGGAAGUAAUUGAACAAAUCCUUUAGCAACAUCACGCAUGCACACUUGGCACUCCAGUCUGCCUCUCUUCUGCCCUCUUCCAAUAUGGAAUGUGGAAGGGAGCUCCUUUUCAACAUGGUGCUUGCAAGUGGCGGAGUGAAUGAGCAUAUGUUUUAAAUCCAAAUCCUCCCCAGUUCUGAACGAUUUUAUCACCACCAUGGGCAAAAUAUUUAAAAAUCAACUCCUUUCUUGGUUGUUGCUCCGAAACUUUCAUUAUGAGAAGGGGAUAUUGACAGCGAUAGCAUUUAUGCAUUGCCUGCGAAAGGUCCCAGGUGCAGUUCUUGGUAUCACCUGGUAAAAAGGAUUGUUACCAGCUGAUAGGAAAUAUCUUUGUCAGGGAUCCUGCAGAGCUGUUGCUGGCCAGAGUAGACUGCACCAGCUUAGAUGGGCAAAUUGUCUGGCUCAAUAUAAGUUGGCUUCCUAUGUUUCAGAAUCUUCCAACCCUAUGUUGGCUCACUGAUAUUGUCAGGCCCAGUUUCCGUCUCCCACAUGUGCCAUGUGCCACAUUUGUCUUAUAGAAAAUGAAAAACCAACAGUGUGAUAACUGCUGCUGGGAAGCUGGUAAUACUGCAUAUCAUUUUGCACAGUGUGUUUGACAUUUUAUUAAUUCCCACAAAAACUAGAAAAAAACACACAAAAUUUGGGAUUUCUUUAUUCUUUUGCUGCCACUGGGACAAUAAAGGCAUUAGUGACCGUGGAUUUCCAUAGUGUCUGAGAGGACUCUCUCUUGGCAUGCCUAUCUCUAGUGCUGUGGGACAAAGCUCAGAAGAAAGAGAAAUCUGCACAGGUAGGUGGAGCAUGGUGCACACAACUUAGAGUAUUUGAGAAGCUAAGCUUGGAUAAUAACUCUUAUGUCUCUAGCCUCUAGCUACUUAUAUCUUUAAGAAUUUUAUCCUGAAUAUUGGAUUAACAGCAAAGCCGCAGAUUGUAGAAAUAUGAGGCGCCAACUAGUGCAGCAAUUCCUUUCGUGGCAGGAGAUGAAUGUACUUCUCCCGUUUUCACAGGUAUUAACAGCAAAAGGUUUAAGCUUCAGUUUCCAUUCAUGCAUGAUUUCAGAGCUGACCCCUACAGCCUGCAUUUCAUAUGUUCUCCAUAGCAAUGUUUUAUUUGGCAGCGACCACAUGGGGAGGACUCGAGGGAACCAGAAUGCACUAAAACGAAAUAGCUUGAUGCAUGGGUCCUUUGGGAAGAGAUGGGUGUAACUUUAAAGGAGGUUUUCCCUCAUUAGCAUACUGAACUCUGGUUUCUGCUGCUGGCUGUGGUGGAAAAGACUAUGUGAACGGCCUACGUCUUGGCUAAGGCUCCCUUUCCUCACAAACUUCAGAGGUGAAUGUGCGGGGAAUCUUGCACAGCUUUUUCUAGUGGGCCGAAUUGACGCCAUUGCAGUAGUGCUCUGUGCUGAAGAGGGAGUCCUGAGAUUUUAUCUGAAGAUAUGGUCAAGUCACUUCCCUCAAAAGCUUGCUGCUUAUAUUCCAUGCUAUGAUAAGGUGAUUUGAAGUGUAAGAUUUAAAGGGACCUUUCCUGGGGUGUGUCCACACACACACACCCCUAAAAAAAAUGCUUUGUUGACAUAAACGUACCUGUUUUACAAGGAAGGAGAGUGCUUCAAGAGAGCCCAGCAUGUCAAAAGCCCUGACAAUCAGCUGGGAUCAGUUCCACUAUGGGAGUCCCUAUAGUGCAGCUGAGGGGGCAGAAGGAGGCUACUUGGACUCAAAGCACUUUAAAUCCAAGCCACUUUCUGUGGAAAGAAAGAAAAAAAUACUGCAUUUUAAAACAGCAUAUAUUUCUUUCCCUUUCCAGAGGAAGCAGUUUGUAUUCAGUGCACUGGAGAAAGCACUUUGAAUGCAUCUUAUUUCUCUGCAGAGAGGAAAAUGACCCAUUUUUAGGAGCAUUUCCCCCUCUGCGUGGACUUCAAAGGGGCCCCAUACAACCAAUGAUCAUCUGAUCAGUGUUUACAGGGAGGCUAUGUGAAGGCAUGCUCCAAGGACCAAUCAGCUGGCUGGCACUGAAAGAUCUGCUGCUCAACACUUCCAGUACCUUUCUUUGGAGAUGUGUUUUCAUCGCCAAAUACAUCCACCUGUCAGCCUCCAGGGGGCAGGAGAAAUAAGGCCUGCCUGGUGGAUUCACUUCCUUAGCCCUUUUUAAGAUGCUCAGCUGGUGAAAUUAAAGCCUAGUUUAUAAACUUGGCUUAACAGUACAUGUGAACCAGGUUACUUUUCUAUUGCUGGAGUUGAAGUAAGAUUCAGCUUCCAGUCCAAUGAGCUUCUAUAUGGUGAAUGGCAUUGGAGAGCACCAUUUUGUCAGCCUUGGGCAACAAAAUGUAUUGGGUCAGCUAUGGUUCUGGGGGCUUUGGGUGAGACUUCUGGCCUAUUUGGGAUUAGCACCCACCAAACACAUUGAUCUGUAUGAGUUCUUGGAAGCAUAAGAAUAUCUACAGCUCAAAGUUGUCAGUCCUUAGUUUCAUGUUGGAUUUGCAGUAACACUGCAGUCCUAUACAGUGGUACCUCUGGUUAUGAACUUAAUUCCUUCCAGAGGUCCGUUCUUAACCUGAGGUACCACUUUAGCUAAUGGGUCUCCUGCUGUCACCGUACUGCUGGCGCGCGAUUUCUGUUCUCAUCCUGAGGUAAAGUUCUUAAUCCGAGGUACUACUUCCAGGUUAGCGGAGUUUAACCCGAAGUGUUUGUAACCCGAGGUGUUUGUAACCCCAGGUACCACUGUACACAUUUACCUAGGUGCAGCACUCAUUGAAUUCAGUGGGAUUUACUUCUGGGUAGACAUGCAUGUGGUUGUGCUCUACGAGACAAAUUACAAAGAAGUAACUGUGUUAAGGCAUGCAACAAAAAAUAAAAGGGCCUAUGACACUUUAACAAAAUUGUGGCUGAUGCAUCUGGCAAAAGUGUCUUACAGUAUUACAGGCUUAUUGCUGUAAUACAUUUGUUAGUUUUUAAGGUGCCAUAGUCCGAACAUUCCAAAGCACCACUUGCUUUUUGUUUGUUGUUUUCCACUAAAGGAAAAUCAGUACAACCUUAUGGUGGGGGGGAGGUCUUUCGAGUUUUCAAAUGGAUCCUCUGCUGCCAAUUGUUUGAGCUAUUGAAGAACUGUGUUUUUGAGCUUUCUUAAAUGUCAGCCACUAGAGAAGGGCACCACAUGUUUCCGAGCAUGUUAAGCUGAUGUUUACUUUUUGUUUCCCCUGUCCUCCCCCACCCCACAACUCCCUCGUGAGUGUUAAUAAGCUGCAGGGUUCACCCAGAAGAUUGUGCUGUUCUUUGCACCACUGUAUGAAGCUUGGGAAUGUUCUAUUUUUAUCUUUAAAGACAUUGGCCAGGAUGUGACAAAAGCUCAUCUGGAAUAAGUAAAGGUUUUUUUUUUCUUCCAAUUGUGGGGCUGUGACUUUUCCAGAUAAAGAGAAAAUUUCUAACUGUAAAUGGGAGAGGCCCAUUGCUCUGUAAGAACACCAACUGCCCUUUUUGCUAAAGUGGAUUAUGUUUCUCGCAUGAGAUACAUGGGUGGUGUCCAGAUUGGCACAUAUGUUUGUGGGUGCGUUACUUUUUGGAUUUCUUCUUUGGGGGUUAGGUAUUAUUUGGCUUGGGAGCUUUCUUUCCCCCCUUCGUGAUGUUUCUGGGUUUAAUUUAGAUUUUCUCCUAAUUGUUUUGCUUUCAUGUGUUGUGUUUAUCAUUUUCCUGCUCAGUUUCUUUUUUAGAUUCCGAAAACAGUUUCUGCAUGAGUGCAUCAUCCAUGACAUAUGUCAUCAGCAGGUGGCUCUGACAAAUGGCAACAAUUAGAAAUGGGGCGCUCUCUGGGAAAGCUUGUGAACCCCCUUCCUGGUGUGGCUUCCUGCAGUAUCUGCAAAGUGUGGAUCUUGUGAUUCAUAUACCUCUACUCUGUACAUACAUGGAGCACAUCUGCAUUUAAUUUAGGAAUGUGCAUUUUCAAACAGAAUCUAGAUGCAAUGGCUUUCAAAAAUAGUUAUUUAUAAAUUGGAAGCCACAUCUUAAAGACUUUGUUCAGCCAACUCUCCUAAAAUAUAAAUGACAAGAGCAUCUUCAGAUGAGUCCCACUCUAGAGCUUGCCUUGAAUGUGCACAUGGCUAGUGAGGAAUGCAGAUGUUAUCCCCUAAAGAAAGGUAUAGUUUGGAACAAACAAGAGGGAGUUCUUUAUAAUGCCAUAGAUGCAUAUACUGUCUCUCACCAUGUGAAAUGGAAGCUGUUGGGCUACAUAGGAUAAUAGUUGGAUUGAGUAAAUAUGCAGUGUAUGCCCCUAGGUCAGGGGUCUGCAACCUUUAAGACAAAAAGAGCCACUUGGACCCAUUUCCGAAGGAAAAAAAACUGGGAGCCGCAAAACUCGUCAUUAUAAAAAUAACUUUUUUGUCACUUUUUUAAUUAUUUCUUUGUUUGACCCCUCAGAAUUACUCCUCCUCAUAGAAAUAAAUGUUAAAUUAACAAGUUACCUUUUUGUGUGUGUGUGUUCUUCACUCCCCUUCAAAACAGUGACCAGCAUACAUGCCCCCUUUCAAUGCAGUGACCAGCGUACAUGCCCCUUACAAUGUAGCGGGCGGGCGGGAAGGUGAUGUCGGGACGAUGCGUGACUAACGCACGCACCACCCCCAUGCGACGUCACAGCCAGUACAGCGCCCGCCACAGUGGGGAGUGUCGGGGCGCACAAUGCGCCUCCUCCCCUCGCUAGUAUCCGCCCCGGAGCCGCGGCAAAGGUGUAAAAGAGCCACAUGCGGCUCCGGAGCCGCGGGUUGCAGACCCCUGCCCUAGGUGAUCCUAGGCUAUCUCCAACUUCAGCUGAGUGUGCUUAAGCUACAUUCCUAAGCACAUUUGUGUGGAAGUACAUGCUGCUAGAGCUUAUUUCCAAUGAAGUGCACUUAGGACUGAAGUUUUAGUUUGUCAUUUAAAACUGUGAAGGAUGAAGAGAGACAUCAGAAGGUGGCUAUCUGGAGACGCUGCGGAUUCAAUCAGGGAUAUUCUGCAUGCAAACCAGAUGCUCUACUACUGAAUUGCAUCCUUUCCCCUUUGAACUUAUAUCCUUCCAUAUUUUGACUUGGUAUCGCUUAAGUUCCCCUGUAUAUGCAUAUAAAACUGAUUUCCGCCCAUGACUACGGGCAAGAAAUGAAUGAGCCAUCUUGUGAAUGCAUGAGCCUUUCCUGAACCCCAGCUUUGCAGCAGUGGCAAAUCAAACUACUCCCUGCAUUAUCUGUUGUAGUCGGAGGACAAGGCUUGGUAGAACCUUCUAAUAACUCAAGACAUGCAAAGCAUUUUCAAAUGACAAACUAAAAACUCAAGCCUCCUUUUAAAGUAAACGCCACUGAAAUCAGCAGCACUUACUUCCAUGUAAAUGUGCUGAGGCUCUCAUUGGCUGUUUGCUGUGACAUCCUCGUUUUGUUUUGUUUUCUGUGGACAUGCUCCUGGCAUCUAAAUAACCUGGAUUGCUUUGAAAAAUCCCAACUAGCUUUAGGCAGCUCUUUCUGAAAAUCUUGGCCUCUGCUUCAUCCCAUAUUGCUUUAAUAAUAGGAAGAAUGUUCCCAUGUGGACAUUAAAAGGUUACUAAGAAUUUAUGAAACAGUAAUCUUAUUCCCCUUAGUCAUGGCAAUAACUCAACAUGUGUUUACACAGAAGGGUUUGCCUCGUACAAAAUGCUGACCUGAGGGGUUGCUAUACCAAAUUCUUCAGCAAUAUGCUCCGGUAAGCUCUAGCCCUAGCAUCAAGAACAUGUAGAGGUUAGAGGGUUUUUUUGUUUUUCAUUCUCCCUGCAACCCAGCUGGGAAACAAAGCAACAGUGAACUGCAAUGUGUGAAAAAAUUCUUGGGCUUACAACCUUUUUUCAGGAAAUGUGUAUGUUGAUCAGUUUGAGUAGGAAUGUCAAAAAGGGUCACAAGCAGUGUGAAUUUGUUAACUUUUGAGGUGGUUUUGCAAUCCUUCCCUUACAGAGGUUUUUGAGCCAUAUAGAACAAAACCUCUGUUGCUUGCUGGUGAGAUAAUUCAACACUUAUUUUAACCAUCUGGAUGCAGGGCCCGUUAAUAUUUAGCAGCUAUGAUUUUCAGUUAGCAAAUCUAGAGGUUCUCUGGGCUAGUCAUAUCCACACUACAUUUAAAGAACUCUUAAACUACUUUAAGAAUCCCAGAGAAUUCUGGGAACUGUAGAAUUGUGGGUACUGUAAGUCUGUGAGGUCAGCACUCUUGAUAAACUUCAGUUCAGUUUUGUGAUAAGAUUGCUCUCAAAGCUCUUAAACUUCAUCUUAUGUAGAACUUCAUUGGGACUUAUUUGCAUGAAAAUAUGUUGCCAUACUCUCAGAUGCAUCCAUAAUUGAAACUGCCUUAUUUUCCUUGCAAGAAUUGGAGAUACAUACCUGGUACGAGUGGUAAUCCUUUUUGAGUGGAGAAACAGGCCAUGUUAGGGCGUUGUAGGGUCAUUUAAACAGACUAUUGAUAGAUGAAAUAAUAAGGGCUAAAAACCUCUUGUUUUUCUUGUAAAUGAAUCUCCUUUCAGCUACAUUCCUGCCCAUUGUUCACCCUCCACCACCAACCAUGAAUUCUAUUCCUCUACUAUAAAAACUGAAAAACAACAAAAGCUCGUUGUCUUUCAGUGCCUUACAUGAUUUUGUUCCAAUUAUAAAUUUGACAGGGCCAGUCUGAUGAACUAAUCCCAAUGGGAUUCCAUUUUUGUUUUGAGUCAUAAAAUGUACAGUGGUACCUCAGAUUACAGAUGCUUCAGGUUACAGACGCUUCAGGUUACAGACUCCGCUAACCUGGAAGUAGUACCUCAGGUUAAGAACUUUACUUCAGGAUGAGAACAGAAAUUGUGUGGCGGCUGCGCAGCGGCAGUGGGAGGCCCCAUUAGCUAAAGUGGUACCUCAGGUUAAGAACGGACCUCCGGAAUGAAUUAAGUUCUUAACCAGAGGUACCACUGUAGUCUUAAAAUCUGUCCAAUUGAUGCUCAUAAAUUGUGCCAGAAGUGAUAUUGGCGCUUCCAUCUUUUGCCUAUGACAGUUCCAUUUCUUUGAGCCAAAAUGGUUCCUUCCUUACGACGUUUGAUAAAAUCUCUCAUGACCUCAAUGACUUCUAAGAAGAAUGCACUUGUAUGUUUUCUCAUGACUUCAGAGCUCCCUCUCUGUCUCUCUGCCAUCCACACUGCAGGUAAGCCCUGCUUGGGUGCUCAGACUACUUGUGUGUAAGGAAACAUGCAAGGGGAAGUCCACUGCCAAGUCCCAUUCCCUCUCAGUCAGUUUUGAUCCUUCCAUAAGCUUGAGGGGUACACUGCUCUAUUGUACUUAAUGCUGAGCUCUCCAAGCAAUUUAGAAGCCCUGAAUUUUCAGGGUUCUGAAUCAUGUGGUGAGUCUCUACAAGUAGAGCUGACUCCAUACUUCAGACCUUCACCCUCAAAUUCAUUGUGGAUGGUAAACUCAAUGAAGGUGUUGUAGGCUUACCCAGCACACAUCCCUUCUUCUCCUUUUGUGCUUCCUUACCUGGAUUCAGUUUGGGCUUCGUACAUAUACAGCAAGGGUGGGGAACCUUUUGCAGCUCAAGGGCCACAUUCCCAUCCAUACAAUCUUCCGGGGGCCACAUCCCAGUAGUGGACAGGGCCAGGAUCAAAAGUGGGUGGCGCAGCACAUGUUGACUUACUCACACAUCCUUCUCGAGACUCCUUCUUGGCAAGCAAGAAACAUUAUCAAAGACACAUUCUAACCAGACACAACAUCCAAAGAAGGACCGGUGUAGGAUGUGCCAUGGUAAUGGAAGUGUGUCUGCGAAGGGUUGUGUUGCCUGGAGAGAGUUCCAAGCAUGGGCAUAGCCAGGAUUUAUUUGGGGGGGGGAGGCUUUAUGUUGGGGGGCAGAACUGAGUUAUUUGCAAUGCAAUUGGUCAGUUAAGUAUUUUUAUUUAUUUUCUUGAUUGGGGGAGGAAGCUGCCCCCCCUGCACCUCCCUGGCCACAUCCAUGGUUCCAAGGGCCAGAUAGAAAAGUCUGGAAGACUGCAUUUGGCCUUCAGGCCUGAGGUUCUCCAUCCCUGGUGUAUAGCAAAGUUAAGAACCAAGUCCACAUGGUGAAAGGGUGACUUUGCAGACUUUGGAAGAAUGUUUAGGCAUUCGUAGAGUUCAUUCAUGCUGGGCCUGUGUGUGGGAAGUAGCUUUGUUAAGCCGCUGGCAAGCUAGUCCACAAUUGAAUGGCAUGGAGUUGAGAGCCAAUGAGACAUGAUUGUUCUCACUGCUGAGCUAGAACAAAGUGCCUAGGAUUUUGGUAGGGUGUUGAACUCUCAUAACUUGUGCAUGUUUUAUUGCUUUUUUUAUUCUUUUGUUCAUGCAUUCUGUUUCAAAGUUUUAUGCUGCCCUUCUGGUGAAAAAGCACCAGUCAAGGCAGCUUGCAGCAUUUAAAAUUUAAAUAUCAGGUCAGCAAUAUAUAAAAUAAUCAACCAAGGAGACAGCUUCAGGUGUUAAUGUCAAGCAUAAAUAUUAUCUGUCUCAUCAAAUAAAAUCCUGCCAGAGCAAAAUGGGUCUUUUGUGUCCAUGCUUCACAGGACAAAGUGCUUCAUAAACAAGGUGGAGCCCUCUCUCAUCCCAUUCAUCCUUUCUUCCACCCAAGGUGAGCCACAGAAGUCUCUCUUUAGGAGCAGGCAGGAAGAGACAGCCCCCAAGCCUAAGGUCUCCUGAUCUAAACCAUUUAGGGCUGAUGAUCACCAACACUUUGUCUUAUUCUGGAAACCAGAUUGGUAACCAGUGCAGCUACUGCAGAAUGGUGUCAUAUGAUCUCAUGUUUGUGUGCCCAGCAAUAUCUUUGUAGCUGCAUUCUAAACCUGAUGAAGCUACCAAAGAUUUUCAAACAUUAGCCCUAUGUAGAUGUAUUAUCCGUGGUUCCUGUAGUUGCAUCUAACAUCAAAAACCUUAUGACACAAGUACAAGAAUUAGGACUGCAGUGCAUGCCUACUCAGAAGUAACUCCUACUGAGUUCCAUGGGGCUUACUCCCAGGUAAGUGUGACUAGGAUUGCAGCCUUAAGCAAUUAGCUGGUUAAAGAUUUUUUUCAAAAAAAAAUAUUGCAGACCCCUAAGAAAACAAACAAACAAAAAUGUUUAAAUACCGUUUACAAAAACUUUCAACAGUGGUGCAUCUAGGGCUGGACAUCAGGGACCAGGUUCAGGGAUCUGCAGCCCAAAUGACUGCCCAGGGGGCAAUAAAUGAUAGGGCAGUUCUUGGGCUGGCAUGGACGUGCCAGGGUCAGGCAAGGGUGUGGCCAGGCAUGUAUAUGGUCACAAAUGCUCAUUUUUAUUUUUAUUUACUUUUAAAAUACUUUAAGCAUUUCUACAACACGGGCAAAUGUGCUUAGCAUUAAGGAAGCAGAAACAAACCCUAAGCACAUUUGCCCGUGUUGUAGAAAUGGUUAAAGUAUUUUAAAAGUAAAUAAAAAUAAAAAUGAGCAUUUGUGACCAUAUACAUGCCUGGCCACACCCUUGCCUGACCCUGGCACGUCCAUGCCAGCCCAAUGGCGAUGCUAUGUCUUAAGUGAGUUCAAAAUGUGAAUUCGCAUAUGCUCAGAGUAUCUAUAAAUGGUAGGCAAACUGCUUUUUCAGUUACUUUUUGCUGUAUCAUAAAUGUAGAGCCUGGAAUGGAGAUGGUGGUUUGGGAGGGAAAUGACAUAUUAACUGUGUGUUUCACAACUGAAAUAAUACACAUGGUUGUUUAAGCCCCAACCUUGUCAUAAGGCCAUCAAAUCCAGGGUCUAAAAUUACCUACCUAUGAUGUCCAGAGCAUUGUCUUUGAGAGAGGCAUCCUCCCUUUUCUCUCGCAUAGGUGGGAAUGCCUCUUCUAAGAAGAUGACUGCUAUUGCUGAGCUUAAGCAGUCAUGCAUUCCUCCAGUCAACAGAGGGCAGGGUUAAUACUAACAGAUAGGGAAGAUGCAGUUCCUAAGCUCAGCACCUGCCUCCUCUGUGUUUUUUCUCUCCUCCUGCAAAAAGCCAUGAAACUAUCUCUCACGAUUGUAGGCUUAGAAUCCAAAGCCAUCCAUGUGCACAUGAAGUAACUGUUAAGUAAAGAACCUUUUUUUUCUUUACCUAUGGGACUCUGUGCAUUUUUUUAUCUUAUUAUGCAAUGCUAGUGAUGUGUGAAUGAGACAGACGAUGGGUGGUGAGUUAGCUUCUGCUUCCAAACUACUUCUACUCUGCUAAAUAUGUAUGUGUGUAUAUAUAUAUAUAUAUAUAUAUAUAUAUAUAUAUAUAUACAUAUAUACAUACUAUAAGGCAACAACUUUUAUUUUUUGAAACGUAUUAGUAAUGUCACAGGUGUUCCCCUAACAAAACUAAUGAUUCUUGCUUCAGAAUGAUUAUUUUUCACUCAUAUGCAUAUUUAAUUGAUGAAUUGACUAAAACUCCUAUUAUUAAUUGACCAAGUGUCAGAUCCAGGCUUUGCCGUGCUUAAAACAUGAGACAUUGAUUUCAAUGGGUCGACUCUAAUGAUGGCUAAGUUUGCAUCUAGUGCUAGGGUUUUUUAAUUGGAUGGUAGCCCCAAGAGGAAAGUCAUGUUGGUUGGUUGGAGCUGGCCCUUACUGAGACAGCUUCUGGUAGCCAACCAAUGCUCUUCAAGGUGCUCCUCUUCCAAAGCAGAGCACAUGCAGGUUUCAUGUUGCUUGUGUUAAUCUGCCUUUAAUCUGUUUUACAUCUGCAGAGGGACUGGACUCUACCUUCACUUUGCUGUGCUCUGCUGUACAAUGAUGCUGUGAUUCGCAGGCUCUGCUUAGAUUCCAAGCCCAUGACUGGCCACUCACGCAUAUACACAAAGCAUUAUUUGAAUUCAGAGUUUGCUCACCAGAGUGAAACAGCCUCCUCUCCUCACCUCCCCGCCUCCCAAUGUCACACCUGCAUCUCAGACCACAUUCCAUCCACAAACAAGGCUUUAGCUUCUUUCCCCAGCAGAAUUUUCCUGCUCCUUUCUGUACAGGCCAGAGUUCAGAAGGUUUGUGGUUUCUUCUCAUUCCAGAGAAGUGAGCGAUCCUUGUGUGCACAUGGAACACGAAGGAGUUACCAAGCCAGAGGGGGCUUCCUGGGGGUGGGGGCAAAGGACUAACUUGGGCUUGGGUUUCUCUUGUGAAAUGCUCCUUUCGGUGGUAAGCAAGGCACCGCUUGCAAAAAAACAAAAAAUGUUGGCAUGCCGCACAUGGGGGCUCAUUAUUACUAAUUCCCUGCCUGCUUUGGAAAAUGCUACGGUAAAGAGAAAGCUGUCGACAAAUGCUUUGCAGCAUAGCCUCGCCAAACUCAAUGGAACUUGUGGUUUAACUUAGGAACCCUCUAGUUUCUAGUCUUAGAAUUGUCCUUGCCAACUUUGGAGUCAAAACUCUGCUGCUUGACCAGAGAGGUACACACUACAGAAACUAUAAUAUGCUUAAUUUACUAGAUGAUAUACUAAUAAAAGCAAAUCUGAAUCAGCAGCAAGAUGGAUGCCUUAGGUGACACAAUUUGAAAGGGAUGAUAAGGAUAUCGUCUCCAAAGCUGCUGUGGGACCAGCUUUGCACACAGGAGCCCGCAUCAAGACUGCAGUGGCUGCAGUUAAAGCUUAAUACCUUGCAUGAAGGCAUCUGCAAAGCAACUCGCCCCUAGAGCAGGGGUGGGGAAGCUGUGGCCUUCCAGAUAUUGCUGGACUGCAGCUCCUAUCAUCCCUGGCCAUUGACCAUGCCAGCUUGAGCUGAUGGAAGUUGGAGCCCAGCAUCCGUAGGGAUGCAGCUUACUUCACAUGAUACAAUCAGAGUCAUUCAGUAGUGAGGGAAGGAGCAAAAAGGAGCAAGAGACCUUUUUCAAUCUGGUUCUUCAAAAAAAUGCCCCUCCAACCCAAUUGGGACAUAACCCAAAUCGAUCAACUGUGAUCUGGCUGUGGGCCCAGAAAAAUGGAUGUGAUAAUCACCCUUCUUGAACUGCAGCAGUUCAGAAUGAAGGCAAGAGAUUGCAUGAUCAAAUGCUCCCUGUCCCAUUGAAAUCUUAGCAGGCUGAGGAAUAUGAUUCCAUUCCAGGUAGUUUUUUAAGCAUUCAAAUAUGCAGUCAACAAUAGCAUACUGAGCUGUAAAGUCAAAUGAGGACUGUGCUGGAUUACUUCUCUGAAUGUGUAGAUGUGGAAAAUUCUAUCUAUUACUGCUCUGCCUCCCGUCUCUGUUGUGUCAGUCACAAAUGUUGCAGGCUCAGGAUAUGAUAUUAAUCAACAAAGGUGUAUAAAUGGGGUGAAACAGUCCAGUGUAGUAAGGAAGGAGGGAUGGCAUCCUGCCCGCAAGGGUUUUGAUUUUAAGAGAGGGAGUGGUGUCUCUCCUGCUCCAGCAGAGCUGCUCGUGUAUAUAUACCCCGGUGUCUUUACCUUGACCAAAGAAGCAGUAAAUAACCUCCUCCAUCUCCUAGUCCCUUCAGAAUAAACCCUUUUGCCUCUUUAACAUGAGGAAGUGAAUAGUAAGUCCUGCUGCCUUGUGAGGUGAGUGACCCAAACGAACUGCACCCUGUUUGUUCAAAUCACUGUGGCUGCCGCAGUUUUCUCAGCUGUUCCUCCUUCCUUUGGCCCAUCUCCGGCAGGAGAACAGGGCAUGGCUUGUUCUGCCUCCUUUCUCAGAUCCCUUGGCCAUGGCUCUCAAGCCCUCAUGUGCAGCAAGCAAGUGGCAGGGGUGGAGAGAGUGGGAAGGGGGGUGUUUGAAAGGAGAGGCAGUUCCCUGGAUUAUUUUUUUGGCACACAGUUUUUCAUCUACAAGCUAGAAGGGUGGUGUGCCUGCAUUUUAAAGGCUAGGAGGGGGAACACGUACUUAGAAAAAGAAAACUUUCUAAAGUGUGAGGCAGAUUAUGGGGCAGAUCCUUCCUGAAUUUUUCUGCCGUCUCUGCAUCCUUUUUUUAAAAUCAUCAGUGGAAGGCAUGCAAGAGAACAAACAACCUUCAUGCAUAGCAAUGUUUCUACCCUCUGCACAAAGUCAGGGCCCACAAGUUCAAUUUAAUUCAAAUCCCCUGAUUGUUUACCCUUUUUCCUUUUUCACCAUGCCUCACUUUUUCUCCUGUCAAGGUCAACAACAAUGGGAUCAUUUCAUUUUUGAAAGAAGUGUCUCAGUUUACACCAGUGGCUUUCCCCAUCUCCAAUGACCGGCGUGUGGUUGCUGCUUUCUGGGCGGACGUAGAUAACCGGCGUGCAGGCCAAGUGCAUUACCGGGAAACUAAGGACCAAGCCAUUUUGAUGAGGGCCACUAAGGACAUCUGGCAAUAUUUCCCAGAAUUCCCACAGUUCUCUGCCCAAUGGGUAUUCGUGGCCACUUGGUACCAGGUCACCUUUUUUGGAGGAAACUCGCUUUCUCCGGUAAGUGGUGAAUGAUGUUGGCGUUGGGUAUUGGAUAAGGGGGCUAUUUUCCAUAGUGGAUAUUGGGAUAACCAAUGUGGUUGAAUUACAACUCACAUAAUCAUUGGCCAUGCUGUCUGGGACUUACGGGAGCUGUAACCCAACAACUUCCGGAGGGCACUAUGUCAGCUAUCCUUGAUGUAUAUUCUAUUUCAUGUUUUACAGUUGCAGAGUACAAUGUGUAAAGAGCAGCUGAAGCAGUUAAACUUUUGUUUAUUUCAAACAUUUACAUUCCACCUUUCCACUAUGUAAGCCUUCAUGGCAGAUAAAAAAACAUUGUGGGGCGGGGAUUUGUUACACAAUCCAGUAACAAAAAGAAUGAGUUUUAAAAACUAAAACUAUAAAAUUAAAAAAUCAUAAUAGCAGGCACAAGAGCCCAAACAGAAAGCAUGUUGGAAAGUGGCAAAACGGGUUAACUAUUAAAAACCUGGAAUGCCCUUGCUGAAAAUUCAGGCUCAGACCUUCUACCUCUUCCUGGGGUUGAAUUCUGUAGAAGGCAGGUCCUAUGGCCUGAGAAGGGAUUAAGAACCAUUGUGGCUGACUUUCCAGAUAAAAAGCCUGGCUCAGAUUACUAAUUCUGCAGUUUAUUGUGGCAUUUUCAUUGCGGCUUUUGCGGUGCUAUUCUUUUUUCUUUCAGGUUAACACCUUCCAAAUAGUCCUCAUCACCGACGGCAUGCUGUCCUUCACUAUCUUCAACUACGAGUCCAUCACCUGGACCACCGGAAUGCAUGCCAGCAGUGGAGGAGACUCAGCAGGCCUGGGAGGCAUUGCGGCCCAGGUAGACUCCAUGGUCACACCUUGCAAGCAAGUCUUCUUUCUAAUACAUGGCGUGCAUUUUUCCAGACAGUAGUUUUGAAAUAGCAAGGCAAUAUUUCCUCAGCCCCAAUUUCUCUCUCUUACUCUCUCUUCAAAGCCAUAUCGGGGGCCUUGUGAUAGAGCAACCACAGCUCUUUACAUUGGCCAGUGCCUCAUGGUUCCUUCCCAUCACAACCUCAGACUCUUUAAAGAGCCACCCAGCAGAGGCUGCAGCAAGUACAGCCUCCCUUUGGUAUUCCUGCCCCCCCCCCAAUUCUGGUGUGCUGUUUUCUUUCUUUUAACCAGUGGCUGUUCAGAUGUGUGAAUUUACCACUAAUUGAUCUAUGCUUGGCUGGCUGCCGGCUCUCAUCUGAGCGUCUCCGGUAGGCAGGAAAUUGCAGGUGUAAAGGAAAUGGACCCAUUUUCAAUCCCAGAAAUUCAGAAGUGCAGGCUUUUUAUGACUGUAAACAGAGCAGUAACCACAUGCUUUGGAAUACUGUACAGUGCUUCAGGAACACCCUGCCCCAGUCCAGCCAAAGCAGGAGAGAGAGAGAGAGAGAGAGAGGAAGUUGAAAAGUUUUUCACCAGGCUUGUGACCAAGUUUGCAAAAACGUGCUGCUGUAACUCGCAAGGCGAUAGAGUGCCUCGGCACGAGCACCUCACGGCUCAGCAUGGCAAAGGCUUCUGCUUGGCUAGAGCUAGCAAAUCUGUUCUCGUUUCACGGAAAGGAGCGAGAGUGUCCAAGAUUCUCUUGGAUUCACCCUGUGCAGAUGAAUGAGGAUGAAAAUAGGCUCAGCGUUCUGUGUGCGUUCCAGCAAGUGAGUCAUGGAUGUGUGGGGAUUGCUGAGGCUUUAUGGUGCCAAGAGCCAUUUGGGAGAAGGGUUGCAAUAAGUAGAUCAUCCAAUCCCUCUCCCUGUCACCUUCCCCCCCCCUUUUAAUGCUGACAGUUCCUCAUGUGUCAUAGCCAAGAUCUUUAAUCAUAGCUGACAUGCAAAACAGUUACAAAAUGCCUUCGAGGAUCCUUGACUGCUCAGAUGUUCUGAAAGCAACUGAAAUUGAGGCUCCAUUGUGAUGGGUGCCCUGGAGAAAGAAUGCUUGCCUCAAAAGAGCCUUGCAAAUAAGUUGGUCGCCCACAAAAAUGUGCACUAACUGCCAGCGAACAUUAGUCAUUUAUGGCCUGAGAAGAAAGAGUGAGCCAGCUUCUGUAAACUUUCCUCGCAUGGUGGCCACAGAUAAAUUAUCUUCAUCACAGGUGACCGAGCAAAUGAUUGUUUAUAUGGCUGCUCAAAUAAAUUGCAUUCUGAAUAUAUUUAUUACAAUUAUGUAAUAAAUAUAUUUAUUACAUUUGUGUCCCAACUUCUUUUUAUUUCCUGUGGAAAUAAAGGUGGUAUACCUAGGGGAAAGGAAAUGAAGUCAGGAGGUUAAAGAGAACCUCCAAAAAGAUAUUUUCCUUUUUCUUUCUCUUUGUUUUUCUUCACUUCUUUCUCUUUCUUUGCUUCCCUUUACUUUUAUUUCACUUUUUAUUUUUUAUGUUGGAUAUUUUAUAUCUUUAAUUCUGCUUGAUGGAAAAUAAUUGUCGAAGUUGAAAUUAUAAAACCAAUAAAACUUUUAUUUACAUACAUAGGGUUCUCCCAUUCAGGCACUGAUCAGACACAAGCCUGCAUGCUUGCUGCAUCAUGGGCCUUCAGACCAUAGUCCCAGAUCUUGCAUGAUAGGGAAUGAAUGGGAAAAGACAUCCAAGUCCUGGAAGGAAUUAUUUUCCAGGAAGGCAAAGUGGGGCCAUCUUAGCAAACUGCUGCCCCCCCCCCCCAUCAGGGACUGGAAGAGUUGUUGUGCUGGGGGCUGCACUGCCUCUGAUCCAAAGCAGGAAAAUUUCAGGUGGGAAGUGGUUGUAGCAGUAACCAAUAUGCAGAGGAAUGCUUCCCUUCCUUGUGUUCUUGCAGUCCAUUCUUCUGCAGGGCACUGGGGGGGAAGAGAGAAGUCCCUUGCCUAUCCCCACAGCUGCCCUGCUUUCCCCAGCGAGAGGUUUCACUCUCUGCCCUUGUCUUCCUAGGCAGGUUUCAAUGCCGGUGAUGGAAAGCGGUAUUUUAACAUCCCCGGAUCCCGCACUGAUGACAUUGUCGACGUGGAGAUGACGACAAAUGUGGGUAUCCCCGGGCGCUGGGUGUUCAGAAUCGAUGAUGCCCAGGUGCAAGUGGGGGGCUGCAACAACACAAGUAAGAGGACAGCAGUUAGGUUUAUUUAACCAAACCAAUUCUUCCAUCCCUUUUCUCUGUCCCUGUGAAAAUCCCAGCGCUUAUGAAAGAAAGGCAGCCGCUAUGCAGCUGGGGUAGUUUGGGUGUGGCAAGUGGAAGCCCUGUUUUCCUCUGUGCAUAAAUAUGGCCAGCAGGACAUGGGAAGCACUGGUGGAGGAGCCAUUUCAAGCUGCAAUUUGGGAGGAUAUGACUGUAUUGCUGCAUGAAACCAAGAGCGCAUCUCUGGCUGCUGGAGAGCUAUGAUGUCUUUUGCCACUGCCAGCUCAAGUUUUAGAAUGAGGCAAGGGGAGAACCUGGAGAUAAAUGAAUGUAGGAUUGUGUGUAAAAUGGGCCUCCAGGCAUAGAACUGCAAGCUUUAAAUAGUAGAUGCCCUCUGAAUGGUUGUUCAGUCAUGGGAGUUGAUUGGUCAUAGAGUAAAUAAGUGCAAUCCUAGACAUGUCUACUCAGAAGUAAUUCAGUUGGGCGUACUCCCAGCUAAGUGUGUGUAGGAUUGCAGCCCUAGUUUAAUUGGGGUGGGCCAAUUUCAAAUCAUGAGACUGUGAGUUAAGGUCAUGCAUGUUUGGUUUUCAGCUACUUUGGUGUUACCAUAAUAUGCGAUGAAAAGCAAAAUAUGAAAGAUGGCCUUGCCUUUUAACAGUAACUGGAACUUCAAAUGUAUCUCCCAACUUACUUUGUAUCAUACACUUCUUCAUUGCCAGAGUACUUUAUAGCUGUUUCACCUGUGCAUGUGUGUGUGGUGUUGCUGUUUUGCAUAUCUGCUAUUUAAUAUUGUAAGAAUGGGAAAAUUCUUAAUAAAAAAUUGCAAAAGAAAGUACACUUUUAAGAAUCUAAGGGCUUGUGUGCAUCAGAGUUUACUGUGUGUUUGUAACUGAUUGCGUUCUCAUUUAAUUUGUGUAGUCCACAUGAUGUUACCUUCCAACAAUACCAGUCGUGAUGCUUUCCCCCUGAAAAUCUAAAUUUACCCAAUAGGGGGAUAAUCUGUUAAAUUGGGGAAAUCAGGCUCCAAACUGCUCCACGUGGGGUUGCAGCAAUUUGUGUGUGUGUGUAUCAAUCAUCAUUGCCAGUCCCCUUACCACCCCCACUACUGUAUUUUCUGGCAUCACUUGUCAGUAUUUCUGGCACACUCUGGAUGGGGGUGAUGAUGAUGAUGAUGAUGAUGAUGAUUAGGAUCCUUCAGAUGUGCACAAAGCUAGAAAACUGCACAAGCAAAUUUACAAUUGCUUGACUGGUUUAAUUUGAAUGAGGAAAAAGUGGAUUACUUUACCUUUAAUGCUCAAAUGUGGAGAGGCUUUAACAUGCAUAAAGUACCACAUUUCAGCUCUGUGAUCAGUUAGCGUAAUCCUAGUAGAGAUGUCUCUGCCACCAUUUGCUUCUUUGGACUGCAGAAGGAAGAUGCUGCUAGGUUCUACUAGAAAUGUUGCCAUUUGCAAAUCUGUUCCAUAGGGCUCUUAAAAUACCUCUCUACAAAUUGGUGAAGAGCCUAAAUACAAUAUGUAUUACAAGUAUACUGUAAUAGUCUUCCUCAAACUGGCUAUUGGUGUAUGCAAUGUGAGAGUAACAGUAGCGCCCAGUUUCUUGUCACAACAAUUCCCCAACAUUGGCACAUAAUUCCAAACAAAAACAUAUACCCAGACUUUACCAGAUCUAUGGCUGCUUAGGCUCACAUGAGUUCUCUUCUGACUCUGAGACCAAGACUUGACUAAUCUGCCUAUAUUAAGGGUAUGCACCUCUCUACAGCUCUCUGGGGCUAUAUUUCACCCCCUGAGAUUGCCCCAUCUUGGGAAAUCAAGUGGUUUGCUGUCUGACUAUUUCCCAAACCAUUUUGCCUUUGCUUACACACACACACACACACACACACUUUAAUUUUUUGGUCAAAGAGUUAUAGAAUGUUGCUGGCAUUUACCCAGCUCUUGAUUCUUGGUUUUGUCACCAAAAUAUUGUAACUUUCCUAAAGGCAAAUAGCAUGUCUUUGCAGAAUGUAUGUUAUGGGGUGUGCGCAGUGGGACACAGAGCUGGUCUAAACUGUUGCAUGUUUGAACGCUGUUCAGAAUUUCUAAGCAGAAAGGAAUACUGGUACAGUCAUUAACAUUUUCUCUUUGUGAACUACUAAUAGUUUGCCUAUAAAGGAGGAUUAAUUUGACAUUUGAUGGUCAAAAUGAUAAUGUAAGAUGUUUAGAGAGCAAACAAAAGUCUUGACAUGAACAGCAGAGAGCAACACACACACACAAAACAAACAAAUGGAAACAAAUUUAAUAUACAGUAUUCAAAAUAUUUUGAGAUCGUACUAUAACUUCCUACAAAAUUUCAAUCCAGUUUAAAUGUGGAUGUGCUAAUUUGAAUUGGAAUCUGGCACUUCCACCCAUGAGCCCAUUUAAUUACAGAGCAAACAGGGGCUGAAGGCCGCAGGGACAAUGGAAGCUGGAUCAGUUCAAUGUUAUUGUUGCUGCAACACAUUCUAGUAGUUCUCUAGCUAUGCUAUCAUUUGUUGAACACUGGGUUUGCUUCUUUGUGCAGCAUCGGUGUGCCUGACACUCCGCCCUUGUCUGAAUGGAGGGAAGUGUAUUGAGGACUGCAUCACAGGGAACCCCUCCUACACCUGUUCUUGUCUGGCUGGCUUCACUGGAAAGCGAUGCCAUAUUGGUGAGUCUUGCUCAUACUUUUCUUGCAGUCUUCUAUUGAGGGGCUUCAGUGAGCUUAAGAAGAACCUUGCCAGAUCAGACCAAAGGCCCAUCUAAUCCAGUAUUCUGUUUUCACAGUGACCAAGUAGAUGCUUAUGAGAAAGCCAUAUGGAGGACGUGGUCCUCAGCUGUGGAAUCCAGAGAUGUACUGCCUCUGAUAUUGGGGAUAAAUAGCCAUCACGACUAUAACCCACUGAUAGCCUUACCUUACAUGAACUUGUCUUUUUGAAACAAUCCAAGCUGGCCAUCGCCAGACCUUGUGGUAGCUAAUUCCACAGCAUUCAUCUAUCCUGAAUUUCUUCAGCUUCAUUGGCUGACGGGUUCCAGCAUUAUGAGAGAUGGAGAAAACUUCAGCAUGUAUAUUUUUAUAUACCUCUGUCAUGUGCCCUCCUUUUUUGUCUUUUUUAUAAACUAAAAAGCCCCAAAUGUAGUAACCUUUCUUCAUAUGAGUUUUGCUCCAAUCCCCUUAAUCAUUUUGGCUUCCCUUUUCUCAGGGGCUGCCCAUCCUGUUUCACCACUUGAGGUGAAAUGGGAAGGUUCUGCCCCCCAACCCUGCUGCUGCCCCCCAUCCCUUUCAGUGAGAUUUUCCAGUGAGUGUGGACUGGGUAGAAUUCUGCAGGCCAGGUAGAGAUGCCUGGAAAGCUUCCUUUGGUCUCUGAGGUUCCCCACUACUGGUAUAAGGCUUCUUCGUUUGCUAAUAUUUUAAUUCAUGUUUCUCUUGUUGGCUUAUUACUGCCCACCUGCAGCUGCUCCAUUCCUUGCUCUAGCUGUCCCAUUCUUGAAGAACUGAAUGCCCAUGAGAACUGACCUAUGUUUGUCUUUGGCAUAUUGUCAUUACUAAAUUAGCCAGUUACUUCUCUAUUGAAGUGUCAGGGUGAACGAGGAACACACUAAAGCUUUCAUUUAAUGAAGUCCGGGGACACUUCUAGAAAACCUCUUUGUUGAGUUCUCUGCUUGAUUUGUUUGCAAGAAGAUUAGAUGAUGUUGGCUAGUUAAUAAGCAUUUGUUCUGAUUUGUUUUCAGGGAGGUUAGAUGACAUGUCAAAGAAAGUAUUAUCUCACACUUUGCAGUGCGUUUUUCUGUCACUUUCCAUGUGACAAAAGGUUUAAGUUUUGGGAAAGUGGGCUUUUUGCACAAGACCUCCAAAUAAAAUAUAAUUUUACCACCUGAAUUUGUCGGUAUGAGAUUGCAUGUCAUCCAAAAAUAGCAAUAGUCUGGAAGUGCCCCUGGUGACUGCUGCCAUAAUUAAUGCUAAUAGCUACCGCAGUGUUAGAAAGUUAAACCUGGUGACCUUAGGGAAGUCGUUUCUAGCCUCUCAACUCCUAUAAUCCUCCACAGAGGCAUUCAGGCUGUCGCCAGAGAAAAGGGUAUAUAACCCAAAGCAUCUUAGCAUAAUCAAAAACAUAUAAAGGAAGGGUUUGUUUUCUGUCUUUGCAUGCAAUCCACACUUCUGGGAAUGAUGUAUCCAUAGUAGACAUGCCUGGUUAAUUACAGAUGGUAAUGCAUGUGAAGUGUUUCGGUUGAAUGUAUGAGAGCACACCCUACUUUUUCGCUUCCUUCCCAUUACCUUCCAGAUGUGGAUGAGUGCGCUUCCAGCCCAUGUCAGAACAAAGCCUCCUGCAUCGAUGGCAUUAACAGCUUCAGUUGCUGGUGUCCACCAGGAUUUAAAGGAGCCAUGUGUGAAGUUGGUGAGAAACAUUGUGUAAUUGCAAAAGGACAGGGAAAUCAGAUAACAGCUUACAGGCAGGUCUAGGUGGACAAAGUGUUUAUAAAGGCAUUCCAGUACCAGUACCCAGUACUUUUUUCUAGAAAAAUAGGUGCCAGUGUUCACCACGAAGUUGUUACAGUAAGUGCCACACUUUUAAACAACAACAAAAAGAGGUGCCAGUACUGCGUGCCCUUGAGUACCCCCUGAAGAAGAAGAAAGCACUGCCAGUACCUCUUUAUUUCAGUUCUAGUCUGGGGGUGGGGCAGAAGUUAGGGAUGGCCUGCUCAAACUAUGGUACUUUGCAGAACAAAUUGGGAUAGAAAGCAGUUAGCAGUUGUAGUGUGGGAACUGUAUGCAGGAAAGUUGUCUUUCUAAUUCUCUGCUGAAACAUUCUGAAUCAGGAAAUGUUAGACUGUACAAAUCAUAAAAUGGUGUAUGUUUAGGUGUUGCCCCCUCCCUUUAAUCCUAGUGCCAGCAUCCUUCCAAGUACUAGAGGAUGGCUAGUGUGCAGUCACAAUAGUUUUUUAAUCAGGUCUGGGGAUGGGAGACCUUGGUGCAAAAGGUACAGGUGCCUUUCUGCAACACAUAUAUACACAAUCAUUCCCCAGAAGAACAGAACAUAUGUUCCCACAGCCUGCAUAGGAUAGAAAUAUACUAUGGCUGGAGAAAAGCGAAGAGGUAAAUGUGAUCAGGUUUUGUACAUGCAAGUUCGUGUGUGUGUGUGUGUGUGUGUGUGUGUGUGUGUGUGUCUCCCACACAGCUCUACCUGUGGCUGAAUUAACCAUGCAGCAUACCUGAACCACUGCCCAGACAACACCUCUAAACAGAAUGCCUUGUUCAGGGGCUCCUGUCUGGCUUGCCCUUUCCCAAACCAGAGCAUUCCUUGGAGGCAAAUCAAGUCAAGCGAUUGAUUCAUUUGCCUGUUGAUUGUUAAGAAAGUAACCAUGCAAUGCCCUUCACGGUGUGCUAUUCACUUGGCAAGGAGGUAGGGAAAGAUGGACAUAAAUUUGGCAUGUAAAUGGCCACUAAAAGGAGUCUUUGUGGCUGCUGCAGGCAUCACCAUCCUCCCCAAUAUUAUGAGAACACUCCAAAUUUAUCUGGUUUCAGAAGUUCAGUUGCAUUUUUCCGACCUUGUAAGAGCCAUUGACUGCAAACUAUAAGGUGUACAUCAGAUUCAUAGAAGGCGGUUGUUACCACAGAUUGGCUUUUUGCAGCAUCAUUUUUUCUUGCACAGAGUCCGAAGAGAGCUGUAAUUGAAUCAUAUGCCUAAGGAAGGUACUUGAGCUUUGAGAGACCAUAACUUCCUAUAUUCUGCCAUUUCCCAGACCCCACAUAGCUUCUCACUACCUAUGGUGCUACAGCCAAGAAAUGCUACUAAUUCUGAAAGCAGGAGAAGCAUGUCUGGGAAAGGGACAAACUAAGUCCCUUGUCUGAGGCACCCAUACAGCAGCCUUGGGAGGAAACCACACCACACAUGCUUGUUUGUAUCAAUGGAAUGGGCAAAUCUUUUGUGUUCUAAUUUGCACUCCAUUUCUUGUUCUAAAACACUACAGAGGAGUCUCCAUGUGAAGCCAAAGAGUGCCAGAAUGGCGGGGAAUGCCAAGUGGCCAACAGAACAGCUGUGUGCCUUUGCCAGCCAGGUUUUACAGGAGAAGAUUGUGAGACAGGUGAGCUAACAAUGAACACAUUUAGCCCACCAGUCAAGCAGACAAAAAGAGGAAUUUGGAAGCUGCUCCAAGGUAAGUCAAGGGGAUUCUACUAUCAGAGACUGGACAGCAAAGAACCUAUGUACACACUUCCACAGUCCAGCAGCAAGCAUGUCUUUUUCUGCACACACAUGGGAUUCUUUGCUCUCUUCCAUUGAGUGGGCUUAUGAUACCAUGGGGAAGCUUCACAACAGUGAUUCCCAGCUCUGUUUCUACCUCCAUCCUCAUGAAUGACAACCCUUAAAUCAUCCAUAUGCAGAGACCUAUAUUUGUUUUAAACAUGGCUAGGCCUGCAGUUGUGGUCAGGUGCUGAUCUUUUUGUUGUUGUUUCUCCUUCGCAGAAAUAAACGAAUGUGAUUCCAACCCAUGCCUGAACGGUGGGCGAUGUAUGGACCUAGUGGACAAUUACACCUGUGUGUGUGUGGCGCCAUUCACAGGACAGCGCUGUGAAACAGGUGCCCUGAUUUCAUAACUGCGUGGUGGCACCCUCCUUCUCCUCCCCACAUAGCCAGAUUCCUCUCAGUGGUGGACUCUUUGCUCUGAGCCUCUCUUUCUUUACUCUGUCAGACUCUCUCCUUAGGCCCAGCCCUGUACUUAUUGUUGUGUAUAGUUAUUCAGCUGCGUUGGGCUGUACUGAGGCUCCCUACUCUUCUCCGCUCUAGAUCCUUCAGCCUGUGAGGGCAGGAACUGCAGGAACCGACAGACGUGCAACUAUAUCCGCCCAGGGCGCUACAUCUGCACAUGCUCUCCAGGCUACUAUGGGAACAACUGUCAAUAUGGUGAGCAGGAUGACCCCACAUUACCUCAGAGAGAUUGUCUAAAUCAGGGGUGGCAAACCUGUGGCUCUUCAGUUAUUGUCGGGCCACAACUCACACAAUCCCUGACUGUUCCCAUAAGGCCGAGGCUGAUGGGAAAUGGAAUCUAAUAAUAUAGGGGAAACUGGUUCCCUAUCCCUGCUAUUGUAGAUUCAUUGGAAAAACUUGUUCACCCUCAUUUUCGUAAAUGUGCACCCUUCGAUUUUGGGUUUUAAGUUGUUUUAUGAAUUUUUUCAGCUACUUUUGGAUCAGAUCUACUCAAAUUAAUCAAGUCUAAGGUUCUUUUGCAGGCUUCCACUACUGAAAAUUCCAAAACACCCUAGCAACUAUGUGGUUAGGAUGCUUUUCCUGAUAUCUAACCAAAGUCCUUUGGGCUGCAGUUUGCACCCCAUUAUCUUCUCCACUAUAGACAUGGAGAACAACUGAACCCCAUCCUCCUUCAGAGUAAUAAUUCAUGUGUUUGAAGAACACCUAGCCCUUUUUCUUUGUGCAAUAUUAACCAGGCAUGUCCCCUCUUUCCUCAUGUUGUUGAUCUCUCACAAAUAUUUUGUAGGUGGGCCCAGAAUGCCCAGUGCCUGCAUGUCCAAUCCAUGUCAGAACGAAGGCACUUGCCUUGAAAGCAGCCAAGGAUAUGUGUGUGAGUGUGCGGAAGGAUACACAGGCACCGACUGCGAAGACAGUAAGUGUACCCCAGUCUGUAUACAAACUACGCAUUCUCUUUGCAGGGAGGGGUGCUUUACCCAAAGCAGCUAUGUUGCAGUCUAGCAUGAAAGGUCAUAUGGACAGGGGAGCCAUUAUAUUGAGAAUUGGGUUUUUGGUUUAUAAACACAACGGUAGCAGAAAAGCAAAUUAAAAUAAUAUAAUAUCAAAACAGGGGUGGGAGGGUGGAAGUGGUGCUGGUCAGUGUUCAUAGCUUUUCUCACUUUCAGUUUACAGGGGUGUGAGAAAAUGCCUUUACAUUCAGCCAGGGAUGGAGUUCAGUUUAGGCUUCCCAAUGGAGGCAAGUUAUUAAGAAACAGGCAUGCAUGGAAGAGAUAAGUGUUCCCCACCAUAAUAAGCAUGUCUGAUUCAGACUCUGGCUUCUCACUGUUGCUUUGGGUAAAAUGAAACCCCACCACCAAAAAAGAAACAAACGAAAACACCUCUUAGGGGAAAUAUGGAAAAUUAUGUGUGGUUGGGCACUAAAAUAUAUACAUGACCACUUGCAUGUAGUGAUGAUGGCACAGACAUCCCAGCACAAGUUGCCAGUAGGGGAAGGACAUGUUAACCAGUGCUAGAAACUCUCAAUGUAAUGCCAAUAUAAUGACUUAACCUGAACUACACACACAUAAUUUUCAAGAGCAACCUGUGAUCUUGGCAAGUUCCGAGAGCCAACAAGUGCUCCAAAAGAUGGCAGUCCUUUGGUUUCCAUUAGGGCAAAAUGGGUUGUUUACAUCAGCCCCUAACUGUGGGACCACAUUCAACAAAGUCAGAGGUUCUCAUACCUUUCUUUUUUAUACGCUUGUGUGGAGCAAGCUCUUCUUUUGAUGAUUCAGGUCCUAUAACAGCCCUUUCCCAGUCAAUAUAGACUUCCAUCACGCCGUUGCAAUUGCUAAUGCAUCGCAACGUGGCCAGGUGGUACUUCAUUUAAUGGAGAGUCUCCUGUGCUAAAUUUAUUACACACUGUGCAGUAUUGUGGGAGCUGCAAUUUUCUCCAUCCUAUCACUACGUCUUCCUGUUCCCCACCCCACUUGCCCCUACAAGUCCUUUUUGCAAUCUUCCAUUUGGAGGCAGUGACCCCAUGCAAGGAAACACUGGCUCAUGUCAUUCUCCAGAAGGAGAGGGGAAAUGGGUUGAGUGUGAGGUACGUCUCUUACAAGAAGCAAUGAGGCUCAUUAGAGUCACUGAACAGAGCACAGAUAGGACCACAAGGGAGCCUUUGAAAGGUGGAGCUUGAUGACUCCAGUGGGGAGCAGCAGCAGCUGGUUUGUAAUUUGCAGUCUCUUGGGUGUUAAUUAAGGUAAAUAUCUGAGGUCAUGAGAAAGGGAGUAAAGGUUCUGUCACCACAACACUUGUAGCCAAACCUAAUCCAGAUCCCUCCCCACAGCAGCCUGAACAACACUCUGUUGGUUACUGGUGGGGGUUGUGAAGGCCUCAGUAGCUUGAGCUUUUGCUGGCACAGAUGAGCCUCAUUAGUCCCCCCCCCCCCCGCCGCCCCCUUGGCUUUUUGCAGAGCUCUCAGAGGACUGCGAGUGUCGGAACGGGGGGAAGUGUCUGGAUGGAAACGUCACCAUAUGCCAGUGCCCUCCAGGAUAUUUUGGUCUUCUCUGUGAAUUUGGUAGGAAUGUUGUUAAUGGCUACUGAUAGGCUAUUCUGUCCACCUUCUGAAUACUGGUUUCUGUAGCUCAGUAAAGCUCUCCACCAAUGAGCUCUUGCUUUGGAAGAAAGAUGAGCAUUUUUCAGACAGCUUAAGGCAGGUUGAAAAUUAGGUUGUUGCUUGUGUAUACACUCAUCCCACUUUUACUUAUGGCAGGGACAUAGUCCAUAUGCUGUUGAACUCCAGCUUUGUUUAGCCCAGCUACUAUGGCCAGUGGUCAGGGGUGAUGAGAGUUGUAGUCCAGUGGGACAUGGUGGCACUGUGGUCUAAACCAUUGAGCCUCUUGGGCUUGCUGAUCAGAAGGUUGGCAGUUUGAAACACUGUGACAGAGUAAGUUCCCAUUGCUCUGUCCCAGCUUCUGCCAACCUAGCAGUUCAAAAGCAUGCCAGUGCAAGUAGAUAAAUAGGUACCGCUACGGCGUUUCCAUGUGCUCUGGCUUCCGUCACAGUGUUCCGUUGCACCAGUUGUGGUUUAGUCAUGUUGGCCACAUGACUGGAAAGCUGUCUGUGGACAAACGCCAGCUCCAUUGGCCUUAAAGCGAGACGAGCGCCGCAACCCCAUAGUCACCUUUGACUGGACUUAACCGUCCAGGGUUCCUUUACCUUUUUUUUUAAGUCCAGCAACAUCUGGAGGGGGGCUGUGGUAAGUGAGUUUUGCAAAACCUGUUGGAUCAGAGACAGCGGUGGGACAAAAAAAUACAACCCACCAUGUAUACCACAGGAAAUGAUAUUUCUCUCAAACCACUUCAACACUCUUAAAUAAUAUUGUCCAUGUCUAGCCUUUGUUUCUGCCUAAGACAGGAAAAGGCGACUCCUGUAGUGCUUUCGUUAUGGAAAUCCAGCUCUUUUUCAGUUACCAAGUCAUCAAGAUGACUCUGAAGAUUCCCACUGACAAGGAUAACUGUCUUGAUUUUGAGUGUAUCACUGUUACAUCAGUCAUGCUCAGUUUCAAUCUCCCAUCUAGAGAUAUAAAAGCUAAAUAAUAAUAAUAAUAAUAAUAAUAAUAAUAAUCAUUUAUUAUUUAUACCCCGCCCAUCUGGCUGAGUUUCCCCAGCCACUCUGGGCGGCUCCCAAUCAAGUGUUAAAAACAAUACAGCAUUAAAUAUUAAAAACUUCCCUAAACAGGAAAUCUUUUUCAAGCCAGCCAUGUUUCCACAGGUUACAUCCCAGUGCCCCCCCCCAUAAAAAAAAAAUCUAAGGCAGAGACAGUGGAUAACAUUGCAUGACCCUCUCUGCUCUUCUGAUCAUCACCUGAAAAGCAUAGAGGACUCAGUUUCCUUCUUCCUUGGAGUACUGGGUUGGGCACAGAAAGUAAACCUCUUUGCCCCACUCAGCACUGCAAUGGUGAGUAAAAUAUACAUGCACACUGCAAGGAUCAGCUGAUGAGUGGAGGCGGGGCUCUUUGCAUGUUUGUGUGAGGAUGUGGGAUGCCUAUACCCACUUUUGGGCCACAGUCACUAUAGGCAUGUGGCCCCCAGGGGGGUUGCAAUGGGGCAGUGUAAAAAAGUUAGCCUCCCCAGUGUAGAAUCCUCUCAGAGUUAAAAGCAAUUUAGAAACAUGACAUAAAAUCUAUUUUAAGGGAAAGUGCCUUCAGAUCCAUGUAUCUGCUGGUUUUACUUGUGUGUUUCUUAAUGCAGGCGUCACCCCAAAAUGUUUCUUUUAACUGUUGGGGUAUUUUAAAUAAAGCUCGCCUGCAUGUUACUGAGCUGCAUGACAGGGAACUGCUGUGUGUUUGUUUCCUCCCUGCCACUGCAGAAGUGACCGCAACACCUUGCAAUAUGAACACCCAGUGCCCAGAUGGAGGCUACUGUAUGGAGUACGGUGGCAAUUACCUUUGUGUGUGCCAUACGGAUUACGGCACAAACCACAGUAAGUAGGAUAGGGAGUCUGGGCACAUCAAAAUGGGCUUUGAAUCUGAGGAUCAAGGUGGUGGGAGAAUGCCCAGUAUUGCAUACCAGAGAAACUAAUCCAGAACCCACUAUGAGUUGUGAAUACUAGGUAGGGUCCAUACCCUGCAACAUAAAUGAAGCAGUUUCUUUGAAUGCAAAAAAGACUUGGGAAGGUGCAAUACAGUUGAUAGAAUGUUAGUGUCGAAUGCCGUGGUGAAGCUGCAUGUGAGAAGGGGAUGCAUGAGCAAUUCAUAUCUUCUCCUGUUACCUCUUGCUCUUCACAUGCAAAUCAGAUCCAGGUUGAAGUCCCUGAGCAAAUCGUUCCUUCCCUGGUAAAUGAGAUAAGACUGGGCAAUCUCUUUGGGCCAAACUGCACAUAAAAGUAACUGCGUCUGCACUGGAUGCAGGGAUUGAUCAUUAUUGGAAUCGCAGCACAUAUGCAUGAGAAACUCACCCCCACCACCCGUCCCACGGCAGUCCCAAGGAAAAUCCCUCCUCUGAAAAUGGUAUUUGCAUUGGCAAGAAAUCCCCCCCAUUGGUGUCAGUAGGAGAUUUCUUUCCAAAGUAAGUAUUUGCUUCAGAGGAGAGAUGAUCUUCAGGACUGCAAGCAGGGGCUAAGUUCCCCUUCCAUGCCUUCUGCAGUUCUUAUAAUAAUCAGCCCCACCCUUCUCAUGCUAGUUGUGUUUUUAAAAGCCUGCAGCACGUUUAACAUCAAGUUUAGUUUGUAUCCUGAAAAGUGCUGUAAGCAUGCUUUUUUUAUUAUAGAGAUUGUGUAGCUUGUUUGUCUGUAGCAGGCACUAGGAAGAUCCCCAUAAAUAAAUAUCCUAAGAAACAAGGAGUUGUGGGCUAGAGGACCCCUGGGCUUAUUAAUUCAAAGAUGUGUGUCCUUUUUUCCAUGUCAUUUAAUUGAGCUCCUUUCCGUGGGGCAGGUGGGGUUUUUAUUUAGCAUCAGCCCAUGUGAGGCCAUGUCUGCUUUUGCAGCUGAGCCACCCUCUCCUUGUGACUCGGAUCCUUGUCUGAAUGGCGGAUCAUGUGAAGCUCAAGAUGAUUCCUACACCUGUGAAUGUACCCGAGGCUUCGCCGGCAGGCACUGUGAGAAAGGUAUUUGCCAACCCUGAAUGGAAGAACAGAAGCUGCCUUUCCAAAUCCUACUUUGAUGCUAUAUAUAGGACACACUAUCAUUUUUUUCCCUAGUGCAGGGUGAUGGAAUUGACUGCAGGUAAUGUUCUUCCCCUCCUUUUCUCUCCCGUGGCUGGUCCAGUGCAUGGUUCUCUCUCAGGUCAAAAAUACAUUGUGAGAAGCCAAGACAAACAAAAAACAAAAAACCUUCAGGUUUUACUAAAAUGUAUUCUUCUACACAAUAACAGCAAUGCAGUAAAACAGGGUUUCCCAAACCUGGGUCUCCAGCUGUUUUUAGACUACAAUUCCCACCAUCCCUGACCCCCAUUCCUGCUAGCUAAGGAUGAUGGGAGUUGUUGCCGCAACAGCAGCAAGAAUACUCAUUGCAAAGUAUUGGAAGACACAAGAUUUACCCACUGUGGAAGAAUGGCAGAUGAAGCUGAUGGACUAUAUGGAACUGGCAAAAAUGACGGGCAGAAUCCGAGACCAGGGAGAAGAGUCGGUGGAGGAAGAUUGGAAGAAAUUUAAAGAUUAUCUAUAGAAAUAUUGUAAAAUUAAUGAAUGUUAGAAUGAUGUUGGAUAGUAAUUAAGUGGUUUCCAGCUGCAAUGCUUUAAGGGAAUAUGAAAAAAGGGUUAUAAAUAGGUAAAAAUUUAAUAUUAUUACUUUUAAAGGAUUUGCUGAACCAACAGAUUGAAGUGGAAUACAAAAAAGGGAGGUAUGAGGAGGUCCGGGAAAUAAGUCAAAGGAAAAUAAGUAAUGGAAAAUCUGUGUAUUUUUAACUAUUUUUAUUUUGUAUUUUUGUCAUUAUUUUUUUUCAUUUUUAUUGUAAUAUUUUAAAAAAUCUUAAUAAAUAUCUUAUAAUAAAAAAAAAGGAUGAUGGGAGUUGUAGUCCAAAAACAGCUGGAGACGCAAGUUUGGGAAACCUUGCAGUAAAACAAUUCUGAACGCAGUGAAAAAAUAGAAAUGGAUAUAGCUUAAUAGCCUGGUGCCAACAAACUAGCACUUCCAGUUGCCAAAUAUUCAGAAAAAACAGCUUCUAAACACCAAAAUUAUAUUCAGCAUACUUUGUAAGGCAGAAAAAAUGACAUAGCAACCUAUCGCAAAUAAACACCACUUUCAGUUGCUGUUAGUCUGUUCCAGUUGAGCAACACUUUUAGUUGACAUAACUGUGAGACUGAGCAAUGGUGAUGUCCAAAACUUAAGCUGAUGCAGACAUCGGGACUCCUGCUUUGGAAGAAAAUUCAAUAAAAAUUAAUUACGCUUUAUGUGGAAGUGCUUUUAUUUUGUCUGCCGUGGAUCUGUUGCCAGUCCUAUUUCAUUGGAUUAGUCAGGGAAGGUGUCAGGGACACAGUUUAACCUGGCAAAAGGGCUAGAGGGCCAGUGAGUGAAACUCUUCCUUCCACCUGUCUUUUAAAGGGGCUUGUAACAAGUACGGAUGCUUUUUUCCCUUCCCAGCAAAGCCAAAGCUGUGCAGUUCUGGGCCCUGCCGCAAUGGAGGGACGUGUAAAGAAUCAGACGGAGAAUACCACUGCACCUGUCCUUACCGCUUCACGGGGAAGCACUGUGAGAUAGGUAUCUCUACUGCAUGCACUGCCGCAAUUUUAGCCGAGGGGAUGGGGACGUAAAGGGACUUCUUGGGAGGUGUUAGGAAAUUGUUUGCUAUGUAACCUGGACCUUCUGUUUUCACAGGCAAACCUGACCCCUGUGCCUCAGGGCCUUGUCAUAAUGGGGGGACCUGUUUCCACUAUAUUGGCAAGUACAAAUGUGACUGCCUCCCAGGAUAUUCCGGGCGACACUGCGAGAUAGGUAUUAGUGUAUUAUUUAUUUCAUUUAUGAAUCGCUUCCCAUGAGGCAUUUGCAAUGUUGAAAUAUAUAUUUGUGAAACAGUUGCAUAUAUAUAUAUAUAUAUAUAUAUAUAUAUAUAUAUAUAUUUAAAAACUAUAUAUAAAAACACACACAUUUUAAAACAACUGUAGCAGCACAUCCCACAUGGAUGUUAACUGGGUUUGAGGUCUCCAUUUUGGAGGUUUGUUGAAAGAGGAACACCAAAAAACAAUUGAGAAGGGGAGAAGGGGGGGAGUUCAAAAUGUAGUUAUGGGAUUGGAGGGGUCUUCCACAUGUGAGCAGCACAUGUGAAAGAAAAGGCAUGCCCUUCGGGCAAUGACUAAGCCAGAGGCCUAUUGACAUUAGGCAGCAGGUAUGGUUUCUCUCCCCAGAGGGUAAAGCCAUCAGACGGGGUCUCCUUUUGGCAACCUAAGGGAGUUAAGAACAUAAGAAGAGCCUGCUGGAUUAGGCCAAUCAGCUUCUUCAUCUCACAGUAGCCAACCAGAUGCCUAUAGGAAGCACACAGGCCGAACCUGAACACAACUCAUAAUGGCUAGUAUCCAUCCAGUCCACUUUCAGGAGACUGCAACACUAUUGUUUCCUUUAUUUACGUCAUAAAACUUACACACUGCUUGGUUGUGAAACCUCAGAGUGGUAUACAAAAAAUAUAAUGGCAAAGUCAAUAAAAGUUCAGAACCCUACCUUCAAAACAUACAAAAGUUGAAAUAUUAAAACAGAUUAAAAGUACCUCAACUUUCUAAGCAUCUGGGUAGGCUUGUCUGAACAAGAAUGUUUCAUGCAGGUGCUGGAAGAGUACAGUGAAGGAGCCUGCUUGAUCUCAAUAGGCUGGGAUCAGGAUGUUGAAUCUCCAAGGAGUUAUAAUUUACUGAAAUCCCUAUUUAGAAAUACUCCACUAAAUGAAUGAAUUGUUUAUAUCGCAGAUUUGAGCAAAGUGUUGAAGAUUUGAUUGCUUUCCAUUGUAGAGGUAAAAAGUAAACUAGAUGUCAGGCAUGCUAUGAAAUUAGGAGCUGGAUUUAUCCUGAACAGCAAUCAAAAGUACUGAUCAGUGGUCUAGGUUGAACCAUAGCUGGAAGCUUAGAACAUAGCUGCUUGGGUGGCAUAACUACAGGUUGUGAUAAUUGUGUGCCUUGCAGCUAUGUCAUUGAACUUCUAAAAAUUAAUCAUAAGCACAGUGGAAUGGGCGAUUUCCGUUGAUUCUACAGUUCUUCAGGAGAGGAGGUUUAAUCUUCUCCUUCCCUUCUGUGAUCCCAAUAGAAAUCCCCUCUCCCUAUGCUGCCUUUAGUGAUUGGGGGCCGACAACUUCCACCAAAAGGGCUUCCACCCUCCAUUGGUACCAAUAGAAGUUUCCCCACUCCAUUACUAAAUGGAGCAUGGGGGGUUAUUUUCACUGGAAUAGCAGCUGGUGAGGGAAGAAUUAAAUCUCCCCCCCUCAUAUGCUGCAGUCCUGGAGGAAAUCCAGAAUCCAAAAUUCCAACAUUGAUGCAAGCUGAGCAGUUAGCGUAACACAGAGUUAAGUCUCUGGUGUUGGUGGUAUAAAAUAUCCUGCAGUGUGACUGCAUUACUAGGGUUAGAAAUCAUUUGUGUUACUGUCACAUGUUGUUUCAUUUUUUAAAGGUGCUUUUGUAAGCUCUGUUUGGAAUACUAAAUGGAACAAUUUUGUAUUGGUGGGCUGGGCUCUGCUUUCACAGCUCCUUCUCCUUGCCUCCUGCAUCCAUGUGAAAAUGGAGCCACUUGUCAGGAUCUUGGCAACAGCUAUUUGUGCACAUGCCCAGCUGGCUACACAGGAAGGCACUGCCAAUCAGGUAAACGCAUAGAAAGGUAAUGCCCCAUAGUCAGCUGUGAAAGGUCAUCUGUCCUAGUACAAUGGGCCAUGCCAACGUUUUCAAUUCUUUUAAAAAGCAAAACCAUUCAGCUAAUGUUCUGGACUGCUUCCGCAGGUUUUUGGAAGUUCUGUCUGAAAAUUUCAGCUUCUGUGAAAUUUGUGUAAGGCAGGUUGGAACUUGCAGCUCGGAUCCAUGCUAAUUAUUUGCAGCACCACAAACUGCAUUUGGGAGCUAAGAGCAGUGUCUCUUGGAACAAAUGAUGCUAACCACUGAAGGCUUGCCCUGGCGACAUUAAUUUUAGAGGCUGGCAUUGCAGUUUUUGCUUCUCUGAUGAAGGCAGGCCACAGCAUGAGAACUUUUCUAACGUAACUCAGUAAGUCGCUCACACAAAAGGGAAUGUCCUUUUAGGUUCUGUGUGAAGAACUAGGCCUUCACUAUCCCCAGUGCUCUCAUCAGGGCAGAGCCCUUAUUUACAUCAGUGUUAAUUGUGCAGCUCAUAGACUAUAUAACAAAUGCAUUGCUCUAUAACCUUUCUUCUUCCUUCUUUUCCUUAUAGAGGUAGACUGUGGUACCCCCAAGGAGGUGAAGCAUGCCCAGGUGGCAUUUAACUCCACUAAGCUAGGCUCUCUGGCAGAAUACCGGUGUGAUCUGGGUUAUGUUCUCAGUCCCCAGAAUAACCCCAGGGUGUGCAGAACACAAGGCGUCUGGAGUGACCCUCCAGAGUGUAACGGUAACUUGAUUUUGUAUUUGAGUGAGUGAGUGAGUGAUCAGGUCCUUUUCAACUUCAAGCAACAGUUUCUGGUGACCUUAAUAUUUCAUCAGAACUAUAGUACUGUACUCUUCAGUGUCUGAUACCUGCCUAUUGUUCUUGUGAGAAGACAAAGUGGAACCAGACCACUGCCAGUUUUGGUUCCUGUGAUUAUUCCGGAGUUCUUACGGUCUUGUGUAUCUUGGAAGUCUUGGAGUUGAUAAAAGGAGAGAGGAAAAUCCCCUUGGGGAAACCAUAGCACUUCUCAAGCUUAAGGAAACGAUAAGGCAGAUAAGCCAUUAUAAAAGAACAAUAGGGGCAAGCUGGGCAAAGCUGACAUAGCCCAUACUGUGAAAGGGAAGCAACCCCUCUUGACCAGCAGCUAACGGGCAGCAUGUUGCCCCUGACUAGUGGUGCUUACUGUGUGACUAGAUUUGUGUUUGCACCUCUGGUUCCUGUUAUCCCCGGUUCCCAUGCUGCAAUGGGAGGGGUUGUUUCUAACAUGCACCGUUUCUAAUGUGUAGGCUGCUCCAAUCCACAUGCCCUGGCACAUAAGGGAGGGGUGUGGGUGUCUGUGUCUCUUUCAGGGCUUUUAUGGUUUUCCAUUACAGCUAGAUGGUCAUCACUGAGAGCCAGUGUGGUGUAGUGGUUAAGAGCGGUAGACUCAUAAUCUGGUCAACCAGGUUUGAUUCCCCACUCCUCCACAUGCAGUUGCUGGGUGACCUUGGGCUAGUCACACUUCUUUGAAGUCUCUCAGCUCCACUCACCUCACAGAGUGUUUGUUGUGGGGGAGGAAGGGAAAGGAGAAUGUUAGCCACUUUGAGACUCCUUCGGGUAGGGAUAAAGCAGGAUAUCAAAUCCAAACUCUUCUUCUUCUCCCCUCUCUGUUACAGAAAUUGAUGAAUGCAGAUCUCAGCCGUGUAUGAACGGAGGCUUGUGUAAAGAUCGAAUUGCCACUUUCCUGUGCUUGUGCAAAACUGGCUAUACAGGACACCACUGUGAGUUGGGUAAGAGAAUGUGCAAGUAUGUGUGCCAGAAAGUCGCAUGACGUUGUUGCCCAUAGCACCACAUCGGUGCUAUGUCAGGGCGUACCAUCAGUGUUACCAUAAGCCCCAUUGAGAAAGCCCUGGCCCGUGAGGGACUUAACAUCGAGCCAUUUCUGAACCAGGAUUAUUUCCUAGGAGAUUUGCUGUGGCCCAGAGAUUCAGCAGCAAAGUUGCAGCUGGAACAUCUGAGGACUGGUGGGGAGGCUUCUAAUGCUUUUGCUCUCCCAACACUUCCUGCAUCUGCCACUGGCACUAGAUCCUGUGAGAGUCAUAAGCAGCAGCAGCAGCUUAAGAAACCCAGUGAGGGACUAACAUCUGGUUGCUUCAACAAUCCAUCCCAGGCCAGUAGCUCCAGCUGCAGAGUGGCAUUUGUCAAAACACUGGAGAACUGGGGCGUGUGUGUGCGCACCGUUGUAAUGUUGUACUGUUGUGUGUUCAAUGUUUUUAAAUAAGGACUUUGGUUAGGGAGGCCGGGUACACAUAAACCUAAAAUAAAAAUGUAUAAUUCUUUUUAGAGUACUGUGGUUUUCAGAGUAAUGUAGCUUUUGAUUUUAUUUAUUAUUUAAUUAGUUCCAAUAUUUAUAUACUACCUAACGACAAAGUCCUCUGGGCGGUUAACCAAAAUACAAUAGGAGACAGAAUAAAAUCAGCAAUAGAGAAUUGCAUCCAGCAGAACAAAUAGAAAAAGCAGUCAAAGAAAUAUUUAUGACUGAAAAUUUUGAAUUCAGAAAGGACCAGGAAGAUUUUAGCAAGGGACCUGCCUUUCUAUAUUAAGGUUCAGCCACCUGCGGAUUGGGAAUGCUAAAAGACAAGAAGAGUUUUGCUGCAUCAGGCUAAAAGUCCAUCUAGUCCAGUAUCCUCUUCCCACAGUGGCUAUCCAGGUGUUUUUGGGAGUCCCGCAAGGAGAACCUGAGUGCAACGGCACUGUUCCUACCUCUGAAUCCUAGCAACAGGCAUGCAGAGGUAUAAUGCCUCUGAAAGUGGAGGCAAAUCCUUUAUUGAGAUGGUCUUUGUAUAGCAGCUAUAGUAUAAGGAGGCAUUAUCAACAGCAAGCUUCCCCUUCCUCCUGACAGCAGUGAAGAGAUUUAGAUGUGCAGUUGCAGGUGGAAGGCCCACUUUGGGCUAGGGAUGAGAGAAUGAGGAGAUGGGAGAAAAGGGCAAAAGCAGAAGUGAUACUGAUAGGUAGAGUCCAAAGGAAAAUGAAUAGCCUUUACUGGAUGAAUAUUUGGUGAAGGCCAGUGGAUGAAGUCUGAUACGGCCCAUAUGUCAGUGUCAGUUUUAUGCAGAGAUCUGUCAUUAUAAAUUAAUAGAAAGAGUUUCUGGAACCCCAAGGCCAUUUGAACUAGAACACUGAAACUUAAUAGCUUUCUGAACUUUUUCACAGCCUGUGCUAGUUAUUUCUGCUGCCACCAGAUUUAUACUGCUUUAUUAUCUCUGCUUUAAAUAUCUACCUUUUAAUAUUUAAUAAUAUAUGUAUUUUCCCGUUGCUACUUGUUUUGAUGUUUCUUACGGUUUUUACACGUGACCUAAAACAAUUCAGUAAACCGGGGGGCAGGUUUGAAGUAAAAUUUAAAACCCCAUGCAUUUGUGAGAUGCAGUUUUUGUUGCACUGCAGAAGGAGAGUUAUAUUUCUCAGUAUUAAUUUGCCAGAACAGGCUGUGCACCACCUCCAAAGUUAACCCACCAGUAGUACUUCUUCUGUCUUGCCUGGAUUGAGAUUGUGUGUAUUGGCUGCCAUCCAACCAAUUACAGUUGUGUGAGUAAUGUGAAUGAAUGGGUGUACAUCAUAGUAUAUAGGGGAGUGGAUGCAGGGGAUGCUGAUGAAGGGUUAAUGGUAGUCCACUUAGGUUGCUGGCUUGUUGAGGUAGCUGUGAUAAGUGUUGUGGUGGCCCAGUUGAAUGCAUACAGGUCUUGGUCAUGAUGGUGAGCGCCAGGAAACUAAGGCUACUUAAAGUUUAGCAGGAUUGCAGUUCAGAUAAACUGUGCCAAUUAGGCUUCUACUCUGUGUGCUCUCUACAUAAAUCUGAGUGCUUUUAAAGCUGUGUACACACUAUAUAGUGUGCUGGACUAUGCUGGAUUUCGUCAUCAAUGCUGGCCCUUGUGGAAAGAUAACUGCCUAGGUAGGAGAAGUGAUUGACAUUUUUCAACGUUACACCAUCAAGUUGGAUUUGUGGCACUGCAGAGGGGUUAUUUUGUACUUGUUGGUGCAGCAUUUUGGUUUUUUGGAUGUUGAGUGAUAGGCCAAGCUUUUCAUAAGCUUCUGCAAAGAUAUUUAGGCUGGUUUGGAGGUCAUCCUCUGAGUGUGCGCACACUAUGUUGUCAUCAGCAUACUGAAGCUCUAUGACGGAAGUUAUGGUAACCUUAUUCUUUGCUUUUAGCCUGCUCAGAUUGAAGAGCUUUCCAUCUGUUCAAUAUAUGAUUUCUACUCCCGUGGGGAGUUUCCCUUUGACAAAGUGUAGGAUCAUGGCAGUGAAAAGAAUGAAUAGUGCUGGGUCAAUAACACAACCCUGUUUAACAACAGAUCCCACUGUGAAUGGUUCACUUUGAGAGCCAUUGUUAUCUGCGAUUGUUGCUGUCAUAUUAUCAUGGAGGAGCUGAAUGAUGUUUACAAAUUUAUCUGGGCGGCCAAUUUGCAGAAGGACAGUCCACAGGGCAUUACGAUUUACAGUGUCAAAAGCCUUAGGUCAGUAAAUGCCAUAUGCAGGGGUUGGUUUUGCUCUCUGCAUUUUUCUUGAAGCUGUCAAGCGGUGAAAAUCAUGUCCACUGUCCCCCUAGAAGGCCAAAAACCAUUUUGGGAUUUAGGAAGGGUCACCUCGGAUAUUGUUAAGAGACAGUUUGCUAAGAUCCUUGCAAGAAUUUUGCCAGCUGCAGCUAAUAGAGAGAUGCCUCAAGAGUUUCCGCAAUCAGUUCUGUCACCUUUUUAAAAAGAGAUUGAUAAUUUUGGCAUCCCUAAAGUCUUCUGGGAUCUCUUCUCUUUCCCAGAUUUUUUUUCGAUGAGCUUGUGAAGUUGUUGUGUAAGUUCAAUUUCACCCACUUUGAAGAUUUCAGCAGGUAUCCCAUCAGGUCCACUAGCUUUGUUCUUUUUCAUUUGGUUAAUAAUCUCCUAUCUUCCAAUGAACUGGAAAGGGGUAACAUAAAACAAAACGAUGCUUUUUAAAAAGCCACAUUGACCGAUUAUGGGGAAAAUAACAAUGUCAUUGAUAUACCCAAGUCAUCUUCUUGGGAUAUGGUAUAGAAAGGCCCAUCUUGCUAGAAACCGUGCCUUAAAAUAUGGUGGGGGGGGGAUAAACUUUAUUAUGUAACAAUAUUUCAAUUAUGUUGCUUAAUAACAUCGCCUUGUUUCUCUGUGGAACGACUUUGUGACUGGGAGGGGAAAUUGGCAAAAGCAAGCUUUGGAUGAUCAGUGAUCUCUUUCAUGAGAGUGUUUUCUUUAAACUUGCUGAACUGAGUAACAGGGGAAGACUGCAUAACUUCCCAUUAUAUUCAUAUUUUCAGAUAGGAAAAAUUCUGUUUUCAGGUAUGAGAAAUGAAGACACAAAACCAAGCCCAAGCCCUUAAUACAGUUGACAUAGAAAGCCCUGCCUUCUGACAGGAAUGGAAGGAAUGGCAUGGAACACACCUACUUGCUUAUUAAAGAAUGGAGUAACGCAGGCUUGAAGAAAUGCCAUUGUCUAUUAAUUAGGGGGAGGGGGUGCAAUAUAAAAACAGCCAGUUGGUUCACUAACCAAUUUUUUAUAAUGCAGUAGUUAUUAAUUUUCUUUAUUCAUAUAAUACAUUCCUAUCAAUUCUAAAAUACUUUUUAACUUGCAUAAUGCUUCAUUUACAAACUCUUAUUUGUGCUUGCAAACAGGAUGUGAGAUGUGAGGUUUAUUAUUCUCUAUAGCCUUUGGAAAUCCCUUUCCUAAGGUCAAUUAUUAGUGCUAAUGUGCUCUUAAAUAUGACUGUUCAUUUCUUAGGACGCAGUGUUAGGAGUUCUGGGUGUCCCUUUCUCUUUUUCCAUCCCCACCUAAAAGCUGCUUUAUGCAGAGCUGCUACCUUUGUAGGGUUUCUUCCCAGCAACAAUAAAAUAGCCUCUUACCCUGGUGUCGGGGACCUUUUGGUGAAUCCUGUGUGCUGUUACCAGGCAAGGCUAUAUCUGUUAAUGAAAUGAUAAUUGUAAAGCAUCAUUUGGUGAAGUACUGUAUUUUUCAAUGUAUAAGACGCCCCCAUGUAUAAGAUGCCCCCUACUUUGGGGGACUCCAAAUUAAGAAAACACCCCUCAGCACUACCCGUGUAUUAGACGAGCCCCAAUUUUAAACCUACUUUUUUGGUUUUAAAAGAAAAAAACUAGUCUUAUACACAGAAAAAUACAGUAAUUGCUGUAUAAAUGUUUGACAUCAAACCUCCCUGCAACCCCAUUGCUCUUUGCAAAAAUAAAUAUUAAUUAAUGUACUGUAAACAACACUUACACCAUCAUAUAGCUACAGCUGCCAAGAGUUAAAAUUAUCUUGCUUCUCCCCUCUUCCUGCCCCACUAUUUUUGCAGAAUUAAAACUGUUUUGCCACAACAGAGUUUAAGACGAGGAAGAAAAACAUAAAGUUCUCCACUUUCUACCCCAUUACUGCUGGUUUUCUACCUUUGAUAGUGUUGUUGUGCUGAUGAAGUCACUGUACUGCUCCCUCUCUCCCUUCUGCAUUCUCUACAGAGAUUGAUGAAUGCCUGUCUGAUCCAUGCAAGAAUGGUGGGACCUGCACAGAUCGACCAGGAUCCUUUGCCUGUCAUUGUCCUGAGGGUUUCAUUGGAACUCAGUGUGAAACGGGUAAAUAGUCUGUUGACCCUUCUUGGAACUUCUAUCACUACUUCCUACUAGCAAUUCAAGAUCACUGGAAUCUCCCAAAUAUCCUUAAACUGCUCCAUCUGUUCCACUGGUACUAACAUAUCCCACUUUCUUUUAGUAUAAAUUUCUUAAUAUUGGUAACAGUUCAGGUUCAAAGGCAAAGCUUUGGAAGAGGUUAUUCUUGGAAAACCUGAGUUAUUUUCUUUAACCAAUUCAGCUGCCAUAGGCUGUGUGAGCCUCACAGCCUAUGUGGACAUAACAGUAGUCAUACGGAAGUUAACAUUGCUCUAACCCAUAGAAAAUGCUAUUUAAAGACCUUUCUAACUCAGAAGGUUUCAGAUGGCAUGGUGUCAUGCACUAGCUGGCUAAUACACAUUAUCAACUUUAAAAAAUAGCAAGGUUAUUCUUUUCCUCAAUUCGGAUCAAAGCUGGCUUGCGGGGGAAACAUCCAAAUGCUGCAUUUCAUGAUAGAAUAGAUACAGCAUAGAUAGGGACGCGGGUGGCGCUGUGGGUUAAACCACAGAGCCUAGGACUUGCCGAUCAGAAGGUCGGCGGUUCGAAUCCCAGCGAUGGGGUGAGCUCCCGUUGCUCAGUCCCUGCUCCUGCCAACCUAGCAGUUCGACAGCACGUCAAAGUGCAAGUAGAUAGGUACUGCUCCAGCGGGAAGGUAAACGGUGUUUCCAUGCACUGCUCUGGUUCGCCAGAAGCGGCUUAGUCAUGCUGGCCACAUGACCCAGAAGCUGUACGCCGGCUCCCUUGGCCAAUAAAGUGAGAUGAGCACCGCAACCCCAGAGUCGGUCAUGACUGGACCUAAUGGUCAGGGGUCCCUUUACCUUUACUUAGAUUGUGGCUAAUGUUGUAGAUAGGUGUACGCAGCCAAGGUCUCCCCAUGGAAGCAACUCAUCUGUAGUGAGUGGCUAUGGUCUAAUAAGAGGUAUGCAAAAUCUUGAACAGGAAAUUCUGUAACUCAGAAGUAAAUGGUUUGGUGCUGCAUGUAAGCAGCAAUUAGACAGGCUUAAGGAAACAUGCCACCAUCUAUCUUGAAUUUCUGCUGAUUUCUUAUUUACCGGGGAGAUUAAUAGACUGUGCAGAUGGAUGGCCCCAGGGAGGGUUUUCACGUGGAGCUAAUGCACUGUACUACAGCAGGCAUCUUUGCAAGGGAUUCUCCACCAGAUGCAGAGUCAUCCUCUUAAUUCCAUGUGACACCUCCUACAGAUAUCUGAGUGAGUGUAUUUAUGCCCUCCAGAAGUGGAUGCCUGUGAAUCAAACCCUUGUCGGAACGGAGGAGAUUGCGAAAAUUACAGUGGCUCCUACCUGUGUGUCUGCCCAGAGGGCUUCUUUGGCUACCAUUGUGAAAUAGGUAAGCUGAUAUAGAAUGGGAGCACACGUAGUACAUGCAAAGGUUCUUAGUAGCCUUUUAGGAAAGGUAGAUGUGGGGGGAGGGGGACAGUAUUUAGUCUGAUCCUCUCCUGACAUAUUUUCCUAAGGGAGCCUGCACUGUCUUGAAGAACCACUGUUCUGAACUGUUCAUUUUACACUUCUUCCCCAGCUAGUGACCCCUGUUUCUCCAACCCCUGUGGGAGCAGAGGCUACUGCCUGCCCAGUAACGGAUCUCACAUCUGUACCUGCAAAGUGGGCUAUACUGGCAACAACUGUGAGAAAGGUAAAAAAGCCAUUUCCAUAGUUGUCUGAAAUAGAGUCAUUGCUAACCAUGCUGAUCCCAGAAAAUGGUAGACAUAUAGCAGGCAAUAAAAUCCUUUUAAAAUAGUUUGGGGUUUUUAAUUGAGUUUUUCAAAAUGAAUAACAUCACUUUUUAUAUUUUACAAAUAACAGUAGUAAACUACAAAAGAAAAGGAAGAAAAACACAACAUUCAAACCGACAUUGUAUUUUACAAAACGCAAAGCAAACCUAUUCAGAAGGUGAUUAAAAUCAGCAUCAGCUUAAAAGAACUAAAACACAUGCAACUUCUAUAUGUCUAAACAUGCAACUUCUAUUUUUUCUAAACAAAAAAUGUUUUCAUCAGGCACCAAAAAGAAAAGAAUAAAGUGAAGGUGCCUGCCAGAUGUCAAUAGUCAGGGAUUUCUAAAGUGUAGUAGGUGAUGCCACAUGAAAAGACCAAUUUCUUACAAAUGCAGAACAAGUAUCACAUGGCACCUUAACACUGCCAGUUUCACAGAUCAAAUCAGCUGAAUGGGCAUAUAUGGUGUAAGGCAAUCCCAGAAGUAAACCGGUCCCAAGCUGUGAAGGGCUUCAUAUAUGUUUGUUGAAAGUUGGGUUACUUUGGUGAUUCUUGUCCAGUUGAACUGAACUGAAACCAGAAGAGAAUAUCAUUCAAGGAUCCAGUGCUAGAUCUUAAGAGUCAAAUGAGUAAACUAAUGGGAGCCAAGGGCUCACAGAACCUUGCUGUAGCAUUACUACCCAGUAUGAAUGCUCAUCAAGAACUUGUUCCCACUGGGGCAAAGUAGAUGAGCACAUUCCCAUCUGUUGUGCUCAUAAUGCACCAUGUGAUGUGGAUUCUCUUUGCAGAUCUGCAUACUCAGUAUCCCCUCAAAAAAGUUAUGAAAGUUAAUGCAGUUCAGAAUUCCAUAUUUGAAACACAGCAUGUUUAACGCUAGCAUUCUGCCAGUCUUGCCUUAAUAUAUUAAGUUUAUAUUAAUCAUAAACUAUGCAUUCCCCAACCUUGGGUCCCCAGGUAUUAUUGGACUUCAGUUCCCAUCAUUCUUGAUCACGCUGGGUGGGAAUGAUGGGGGUUGGAAUCCAACAGCAACUGGAGACCCAAGAUUGGGGAAGGCUGCCUUACCUGCUUCCUCUUGUAUGAAAAAUACAAUAAUGAGAUGAGGGAGGGCAAUAAUUCUGUUUGUUAACAUGUAUUAUGCUUCCUUUUCUUUCAUUUGCAUUGACACCCUGAAGAGCUGCUGCCACCAACGUCAUUAAAGGUGGAAAAGGUGGAGGAGACAGGGCUGACAAUCUCUUGGCGCCCUCCCAUGGACCCGGCUGCCAAGCAAAUGAUUGAUGGCUACGCCGUGACGUACGUAUCCUUCGACGGCUCUUACCGCUGGACUGAUUAUGUGGACCGAAGCCGUGCUGCCCACCAUUUGCGGGCACUAGCCUCCGGCAAAGCCUACAAUAUUUCUGUCUUUUCAGUCAAACGCAAAUCGAACAACAAGAAUGAUAUCAGCAGGCCCGUCAUGCUCGUCACUCGUACUAGUGAGUAGCUCAUUCAGCGGGAUAGAGUGGUGGGUGCAGAAAUGCCUGGCUCCAGCAGUGAGGCAACUGUGUUUGCAGGUCUCUUUCAGACCCAUAGAGGCACACAGCACGUUUCCCAAGCGAUAUGGAACAACAGAGCACAAUGUCUUUUGUUUAUAAGAGGAGUUUCUUCCCUACCAAUCCGGUGUCAUUGCUGUCACACAACAAAUUAAGUUUACAUAUUCAAAACACAAAAACAUUGGCCUGCACCCAUGAAUUUCCACUCCUCCACCCCCGGUACUUGUUCUCCUGCAGUGGCAUCUAUAGAAGUAAAAGUUGCUGUUAAAAAGAAAUACGUAGUGGAAGUUGCAUCUCCGAAACAAAACAAUUGCCACACCCCACACAAUUGUCACUCGAGAAACAUUUGUAGAAGAACAUCUUGUUUCUCAGUGUCUACUAAUCCUUUAAGUAUAAUGAUAUAAUAGAGUCCAGAAGAGGCUAAAUUGCUUGGAUUUUGCUUUAGGUGCAUAGCAAAUAUUGUAAAAGGAAGAAGGAGAAAAAAACGAAGGGGGAAAUGCAAUAUCCAUUCCCAUUAACAUGAAGAAUCCAACAAUCCAUUAAAAAGUUAAGAAUGAUGCAUCAGACGUAUUUAAACAUAUGCAUUUAUAUAAGCUAUUGAAAUUGGUGUCCAAAUGAGGUUGUUGAUUAUAAGAUACGUUCAGAUGUCAAAAUGGACAUAAGAUCUUCAGACCACUGAUAGAUGGUGGGUAUUUGGGUUUUUCUAGUGGUGUUUGAAAUGCCCCCAACAAGGUGUUAAAGUGCUUAUUCGUUGAUAGCACUCUAUGCCUAGCUUUCUUCGCUAAGCCAUCAGUAGUGGUCUCUGAACUAUAUGUAAUAGCUGGCUUUUUUUAUUUAUCUUUUUUUAAGCAUAGAAUUUCUAAGAAAAGGAAUAAAAAAUAUAGUGGAAUCACAACAGUGAAUAAUUCCUGUAUUUAACAGUGAUGCUCGUUUGGAAUGUAUGUUUGCUCAAAGUGGAGUCCUGGCGGGCAAGGGAAAUUCCAUCUAAUCAGAGAGUAUGAUUGAAUUUCUUUUUUUGGUAGGGAAAACAGAUGCCAACAAAAUGACAAAUGAUCUUGGGGAAGAUCUGCUUGUACUCUCUCUCCCCUCCCCCCCUUUCAAUUUUACUGAAUGCCCCCCCCCCCCGCCCCAAUGCCUCUCUAGACUUUAACAAAACAUGCAAGGAGCAUUCAGUAAAACUGAAAGACAGCAUAUUGAAACCUGAUGAAAGAAGAGGAUUUUAUACUCUUAUAACCUGCAACAAGAUAAUGAUUAAAAGCAAAAGGAGAGGUGAAGCAGAAAUUUUAUAUUAGGUAAUGAAACUGCCCUGAGAGAUGUCGCAAACAAUAGACUUUUUUUCCUAGAGGAGGGAAAAUAUCUCUGCCUCAAGGGCAUGAACUGAUAAAGCCAGAAAGAAACCACCCUGAGGGUAGAUUUACUGCAUAACUGUUAUUAUUUUACUCUGAAAUUGUUAGUGAUGCUCACUGUUUCGAAAGGACCACAUAGACCAUUGCGCCAAUCUCUUCUUCUAUUGUGCUGUACAUAUUUCUUGUCAACCAGCUGAAGUUGGAGGCCUUUAAUACAGAGCACACAUUAUGCUUAAAACCAGGCUUCCUCAACCUCGGCCCUCCAGAUGUUUUUGGCCUACAACUCCCAUGAUCCCUAGCUAGCAGGACCAGUGGUCAGGGAUGAUGGGAAUUGUGGUCUCAAAACAUCAGGAGGGCCGAGGUUGAGGAAGCCUGCUUAAAACCUCCUUACUGUAACAUGUAUAUCCCAUGAACUGUUGAGGGAGCUGAGAGUCUCCCAUCAUUCACCAUCAGAGACUUUUGCUGCUUUGUAAUCCUUUAAGAAUUAUAUGGAAAAGGCUUCACUGGUAGUUGUCCAUCAUCAGUUUAGCCUGUAACAAUCCAUUACUUUAGGCAUUUCCAUAUGCAAGUGUAGUUUCUCCCCCAUGUCAGUUAUGCCACUUUGUCAACCUUGAUGGGAUGGGGAUUGUACUGUUUCACAUGAUGGAACUAGCAGGAUUGGUUGAGUGACACUGACUGAAUCCUGGUGCACAGAUAAUUUAUAGGAAACAGUGCUGCAGAUUUGCCAUAUGCAAUCCUCUGUAGCCUUCUAACUCCUUCUAUAGCUUGUGGAUAUUUGCAUGCAUAUGGUGUGUGUUACUCCCAUACUAAUUAGCACCCUUUGCUUUUAACUACUUUCCUACUCACUUCUGCUUUAGUCCUACAGCAUUAAGUUGGCCACACAGGAAGCUGCCCAUCUGGACGGAGCCUUAGUUCACAGAUUUAUACCAUCAAGCUAUUUUUUAAUGCUCUUGGGCAAUCAGCUGGUUAACACCACAUCGGCAGAUCUCAGUUUGACAAAUCACUUAGCGUAUUCACAGGAACAUCUUGCUGUUACCAGUCAAGAACAAGCCAAACGCUGUACAUGGUUCAUACAUAGCAAGCCCUUCAUCUCCCUCACCACUAUGAGGUUAUAUGGAGCCUGUAAAUAGAAGAAAUCAUGCUUUGAAUACGUACGGUGGCAGUGUGUGCUGAGAGAGCCUGCCUUGAUGUCUGGGGCAUUCUGUGGUUUCUAUAAAUUGUAGGUUUAUCCUGGCUAUGCUAAUCCUGUGUGUGAUUUGGCAUUAAAGCUCUUUUAGGUAGGGAUUAGCUGUAUUGGACUCUGCUGCAUGGGAAGCAUAACUCACCCUUCCUAGGCAUUGCCAUCCAUGUGGGCUAAGGAGCUCAAGGUGGCAUGCAUGGUUCUCCUCCAUUUUAUACUCACAGCAACCUGGAGAAACUAUGACUGGUCCAACAUCAACUCUAUGGUUCUAUCACCUAGUGAGCUUUAUGGCUGAGUGGGGAUUUGAACCAUGGUCUCCCAGGCCCUACCUUUAACACUAACCACUACGAACACCAACUUUACUAAGUGACUGUGCCAUAUGGUGUCUUAUGGGUGACCCUUGAAUGCAAAGAAGGGUCCCAUGAGGUUGCAAGAUGCCAUGUCCUAUACUCCCAGUAAGGGAGGGAGCCCUCUGCUUUAGAAGUCCUGCCAGAAAGCCCAGACUGACCCUUUUCUUCUGUAGGAAACUACUGAGAUGAGAAGGAGGCCUCCAGCGGGGCAGGGCUCACCCACGAGGAUCAAGUGAGUGUGUCCCUGUCAAGUGGGGUGAGUCGUAACCGCCUCCUGCCUUUCCCCUCUCUCAUCCUGCCAGGACCUCACCCAGUGGAGGGAUUUGAAAUUGCCAAUGUGACUGCCACAACCAUUACUGUGCAAUGGGCUCUCCACAGGCUCAAGUACGCCACGGUCAGCAAGGUGCGGGUGUCCAUACGGCAACCGGAUGAUGUGGAGGAUCGUGCUGUGGAGUUAAACAAUACAGUGACAAAAUACACAUUCUGGUGAGCAAGAAGCAAGAGACUUUCUGGGGGUGGAGGGAGGGAGGUGAUGGUGAAUGAAAGUAGGUCAAGUGGUGGCUUGUUACUUAGUCAUUCAGUGGUGCUGGGAGGCAAUGAAGAACAUUAGAGGACUCUGCUGGAUUCGGCCAUUGGCCUAUCUAGCCCAGCGUCCUGUUCUCACAGUGGCCAACCAGAUGCCUGUGGGAAACCUACAAGCAGGACUGAGUACAAGAGCACUGUCCCUUCCCUUGGUUUCCAUUGUGGUCCUGAGCUAUUUAAGGCUUUAUAGGUCAAAAGCAGCACUUUGAAUUAGGCCUGGAAACUAAUCGGCAGCCCAUGCAAUCAAGCCAGGAUUGGUGUUAUUAAUGCUCAAACAGUCUUCCCUGCUGAGCAACCUGGCUGCUGAAUUUUGCACCAGCUGAAGUUUCCAAACCGUUUCCAGAAGCUGCCCCAUGUAUAAUAUGUUGUCGUAAUCUAACCUAGAGGUUGCCAGAGCAUAGACAACAGAAUUUAGGCUAUCCCUGUCCAGAUAGGGGUGCAGCUGUGCUACCAAGCUGGUGGAGGGCACUCCACACCACCAAGGCUGCCUGAUCCGCAAGCGACAGCAAUGAAUCCAGAAGUACCCCCAAGUUAUAUAACUGCUCCUUCAGAGGAUAUGUAACUACGUCAAGAUCAUGCCACUUCCCAUCCAUUUGGUCUAGGGAAAUGCCCACUAACAGUGCCUCAGUCUUAUCUGAAUCAAGGCAAGACCACAGUCCAGCACAUCCACAUAUACAGAUGUAAAGGAGAAGUAGAGUUUUGUUUGACAAUAUACUUCAAAGCAUCAGGUGACCCCACUCAACAAUUCCAUGUAGAUGUUAAGCAGCAUGGGGGAUAAAAUUGAACCCUGAGGAACCCCACAUUAAAGGCUCCAUGGGGCUGAAGAGCACUCCCCCAACAUCAUCCUCUGGAAAUUAUCAUCAAAGUAGGACCAGAACCACUGCAAAGUAGUGCCACCAAUUCAGGCAGCUGCUCCAGAAGGUUACCAUGGUUGAUGGUAUUGAAAGCAACUGAGAGGUCAAGGAGAAAUUAACAGGGACACCGUCUCUCUCUUGCCAGAGGUAAUAAUCAAAAAGGGUGACCAAGCAGUUUCUGUGCCAAAACCAGGCCUAAAUCCCGAUUGAACUGGAUCUAGAAAAUCAGUUUCCUCCAAAAGCGCCUGGAUCAGGUCUGUGACCACCUGCUCAAUAACCUUAACCAAGAAAGGGAGAGUGGCAACUGGUCAGUAAUGACUUAAGAUUUUACCACGGCCACCUUCAAGCAGGCAGGGACCACCCCCUUUUGCAAGGAGGCGUUAAUCACCUCUCUGGCGCAGGCAGCUGCUACUUUUUUUAUCAGCCAAGAGGGACAAGGGUCCAGAGUACAAGUGGUCACCCUGAUGGAUCCACACACCUUGUCCAGAUCCUUAAGCCUUACCACAUGAAACACAUUCACCAUAACAAGACUAGACUGUACUCUGGACACCUCUUGAGAUUCAUCUGUUCUAACAGCGGAGUCAAUUGAUUUUAUCCUCAAAAUGCUUUGCAAACAAGUCACAGUGAGCUACUGUCGGUUCUGCUACUUCCUUUGGGCCAGACUGUACUAUCUGGAAAAGCUCUGCCAGAUGGCAUAGUGAGGAUGCAGUGGAGGCAGCAAUAUAUGGCUACUUUGCUGCCUUCACUGCUACUGCUAGGCUAGAUGAUGAGCCCUCACCGGGGUUUUCUUCCACUCGCGUUCAAGCCAUCUCCCAGCUUGUUUCAUUGCCCUAAGCUCCGAGGUAUAACUUGAGACUCUUCAAUUAGAAAGAAUUUGAGGCUCAGAUGGGACGGAAAGGAAUUUGGAAUUGACAUUGCUUUCAGGUAUUUGCCUCAUGCAUUCAACAGCUCUCUGUGUGCAGUAGAUAUUUGUUCACAUUUCUAUCUGAGUGGGUAGUUUAUGCAAGUCUCUGACUCAGCAGCAGUCAAUAAGCUUGUUCUUUGUUCCCAAAUCAUAGCAUCUGACUGAGACUUACCCAGCGUAUCUAAUCUUCCAACAGGGACCUUCAGCCAGGGCAGAAGUAUCUUAUUCACAUGUGGACCUUGAGUGGCCUCAGUGCAGAAGACCAUCCCACUGAGAGCUUUGCUACUGCACCCGUCUACGUGUGGACACGUGAGUUUGAUAGAAAAUUCCCCGACUUGCUUCUUGCCACCCCACCUUUAUUGCCCACUAACCAACUUUUUAAAAGCACUUUUCCCCCUGUGGUGAAUCGUACUUGGCCUGAGCAUUAGGUUCAGAGUUGGAGCUCAAAAUGCUUAAGGGAGAGUCAGGUACAAGAGUCCUAUUUAACAACAAACUCCUAUAGGCUAUGUACCAUACUACUUUUCAUUAAUAUAUGUUCAGAAUAACUGAAAAGCUCUUUUCCAUGUGUGUAUAUGUCCAUUUUAUAUUUAAUAUUGCACAACUGCAACUAUCAAACUUUUUUUGCUAGAUUUUUGAAGCACUUUAAGGAGGUACCUGCUAAAUCUGGAAACUUCCUUUUGCAAGUGCAACUAGCAGUUCUAGGGUAGAGGGUUUUUUUCUCUCUGCAGAGCUGUUACAGGCAUCCUUUGGAUAGUGCCUAUGACAGUCCCUCCUUUGCCCCCAUGUCUCUGAACAGUUUCUCUUUCUUCUCUGGGAACGCAAUGCCCGUUUCCUGGUAGAAUCCCAAUGGCCAAAUAACAACUGAGCCACCCAGAGGCUUGCAGCAGGGUAAGAGGGCACUUUUGUUUAACCAUUUGAGAAAGCAUGGUGGAAAGAGAACAGUUUUGCCUCCAAGGGCUCCGUGCCCUUGUUUCAACUGCCCAGUGGAUAAGAAGAAUAAAGUGCAAUUGAAAGGAAUUCCACAUUGCUCUUCCUCCUUCUCCCUGAACAGGACCUCUUCCUCCUAGAAACCUCACGGCAUCCAGAGUCACAGCCACCUCUGUUCAGAUGGUCUGGGACCAGCCCCUGGUUGGCACAGUGGAAGGUUACAUCAUCAAUGUCACCACCAGUCAAAGUGUGAAGAGCCGCUACGUGCCCAAUGGGAAGCUAUCUUCCUACACAGUGCGUGACCUGAACCCAGGUCAAAGAUAUCGCUUAUCAGUGAUGGCUGUUCAAAACACAGAUCAAGGACAAGUAACUAGCGAGCCUGCCCACCUGUACAUUACGGCCUGUAAGUCCAGCCUCCCAUUCCCCAUGUUCAUAGCUUCCUGCAAGCCUUUUGUUUCUUUUGUAAUAUGACAUUAUGUGGGCCCUAGCCUCUUAGGAUGUCAGCAUGUAUAUUCAACAUAUCAUCAUAUCAUGAGAGGGAGAGAGAGAGAUCCAUCUACAGCAAAAGAUAAUGUUCUCUGUGAUGAGGAAUUUUCUAAGCGAGAGCAGAGAAUAUCCAUUUUACAUGCUGCUGCCCUGGGGAUAUGUGAGUGAGCAAGAAACAAUUAAUUACAAAAUUAGAAAGGUCCUCUUUAACACCCCCCUUGCUUUUGCUCAUUUUGAAUUUAAUAUCCUUGCAGAUAUUAAGAGAGCAAGUAAAUUGUGGUUUUUCAACAAAAAAUCAGCCAAGAAAGAGGGCUGAAUCCAAUUAGAAUUGUGACCUUCAGAGGACUUAACCCAUUCCCACAGUACUGUGCUGUCUGCUAUUUUGUUGGUGUGGGAGCAGGGUCAUUGAGAAAUAAAACUACCACCACCACUGCACCAAAGCCUAAUCAUAGCUACACAACCACUGCUGUAAACAUUUUUUAAGGGAGUGGGAGAUUCAGCUGGAGAGGGGCCUCCAAGGAAGAUCUUAUUAUGUGGGCAGGUUCAAGUGGAAAGAGGCAGUCCCUGAGGUACUUGGGUCCUAAGCCAUUUAAGGCUUUAUAGGUCAAUAGAAGUACCCUAAAUUGUACCUGGAGAAGGAGUUGGUGUAGCUGUAUUAAAGCUGGCAUGAUUCACCCAGUCCCAGUAAAACAUGAUAUUCUCUGGUCUGCAGUGCAGAAGGAUGGCACCCCAGAAAGGCGCUGGAGCCAAACAGGGCAUCCCCGUGUGCUGAGAAACCGGGUCCCCCCGGCGUUCCUGCCAGAACUGCGUCUGCUUGCUGAUCACAAUGCCCCUGGGGAACCCUCACAAGCACCUAGGUAAAGAAUGGGGCUCAGUUGCCAUGCAAAACGAAACAGAUUACACAUUGUGACUCAUGAGGUGCUGAAAUCGGAGUAUGUCAGUUCAGCUGACACUGUAUGGGAAUGUCCAAGUGUUUUUCUUUUUAAAGGUUUACAGAGCUAGUGGAUGGCAGAGGGAGGAUCACCACUAAAUUCAGCAACUUGCCCAGUAGAUCUGUCACUGUGAGAACACGUAAGUGCCCUUCAUCCUCCCUACUUGUAUUCUUUGUCUCCUAGCGGUGCACUAAUCCUCAGGCUAAGGUAUUGUUGGCUUCCUUUUUUAGAACCUGAGGCUCCCAUGAAAGUGGAAGAAAAUGGGGAGGAAUCAACCAAACAGGUCAGCCAGGCACUGCACCUCUCAGAACCUGAGAACAGCAAGAGGGAAAGUAAGUUUAAAGAGAUAACGAGCAUCUCUGGAAUAAUCCAGAAGUCAAAGAUGGUACAAGGCCACACAAAUAAAACGCACAAAUAAAAUAUAAGUCCGCUAAAAAUGAAAAUACACUUAAAAGCCUGGGAUAGCAUCUUUGCCUGGCACCAAAAGAAUAACAAUGUUUGCAACAGGGGAAUUCCACAAAUGGGUUGCCAUCCACCUUCCACCGGAGAAACACCUCAAGGGACAGGCACUUAUUGCUUUAGGGGGAAAUAGCUUUGUUGUGAUAAUAAUUAGGAUUACUCUCUUGUUCUAAAGAAAUAGUAAUUGCUGGAUGAGCCCAGCUAGAGAUAGAACUUCUCUCCUUUUUAUUAUGUGUCAUAUACUCUCACUGCUACUUAAACCACCAGUCAGUCUAGUCUAGUGUUCUUUGAUAGGAUCUCACUGAUGAGCAGGCUCUUGUGAAUUGAACAGUGGACCAUGAUCUUACUACUACUCAAUCCAAAUAUAUAUAUAUUGUCUAGAACAUUUUUGUAGGCAUAACACUAAGGAGGUUAAAGGAGGAUAUCUUGCUGCUGUAUGUGUAAUCCUGAACGAUAUGCACUGGGAUUGAGUAUUGGUCUCUGUAUAUACCCUGAUGGGAUGUCAUGUGGAGCAUAAACUACACUAACAAAUUGAACAACAACGGGCCAUGUCUGAUCAGUAGUGACGUUCACAGGGAUAUAGAAAGGAACAGCAAGAUAAAAUUAUGCAUAGCCUGUUAAACUGUAAUAAGCUUCUGUUUUAAUAGAGACACAUGUAAGGAUGUGCACAUGUAUUUGUCAUUAACAAUAAAGUGCACUUCUUGAAUACUGUUUUUUUCUGCAAGAAAAUUGUCUCUUAGGUGACAAGUUAUCUUGGGGACACUUCACAGACAGUCCUAAGUUUUAGCUGGAGCAAGGGGAGAAUCUUUCCAGUAACUAAGAACUAGGGAUUGUUCCUUUUGAUGUGUACAUUACAUUGCACUUUUCACCUCUAGCAAACAAGUUUUGUAUUGUUUAAAAAAAACAAUAGAAGUGUGUGUGCACGCAAAUGACUUUUUACUUUCUCAAACACUUUUUUUUACUCCUGCUUUUUUCCAACUAGCAUGUGGGCAAACUAGUCAUAUACAAGGUUGUUCUCUGGCUUGGACUAACUCAUGAUCCCAGCUUGGGCACUUGCAUGGUUGGCUACAGUAAAUGAUUGCAGUUGACAAUUCCCACCCUCACCUAAAGAUUUGACAUAAUAAUGAACCAUCCGAGGAGUUUCCCAGCCCCUGCAGGAUCCCAUGGCUCACUCCUGUACACAGGACAGACAUACUUGCAAGUAACUGUGAAGAAAGCUAAGCAACUUGCCUUUGAUUCACCUACUCUCAAAUCUGAAUGCUAGCUCCCAUUUUCCUUCCUAACAUACUCUGCCUGUUGCCUGGAAGUACUACUGAUGCAUGCUUUAACUGCUGAGUGCAAAUUCCAGGAUAUCUUCCUUUAUGCAGCCAUAAUAAUUUUCCCUUGGCUUUUUUGCUGGCCCAUGUAGGACCAGCUUGGAUAGCUGGCUCGGGUGAAUAUCUCCCUUUAUGGAUUUAUGGGCUACUACUAAAAUGAGGCUGCAUUUUUAAGCUGUAUUUUAAUUGUUUGUUGUUGUUCUUCUCUAUUAAGUUUUAUUGUAAUUUAUAUUUGUAAUUUAUUUAUUUAUUGUAAUUUAUAUAAUAUUUGGGGUUAGCCGCCCUGAGCCUGGCCCUGGCCGGGGAGGGCAGGGUAUAAAUACUACUAUUAUUAUUAUUAUUAUUAUUAUUUGUCAGGGCUGCCUCAAGUCUCAGCUCACAAAAGACCAACGCCAAUCUCUUCUUAUAUACAAAAGUGUUUAUUGCAGUUCAUUGUUUGCUUCACAUCCGAGGCGCGCAGCCCUACGUCUGUUACGCUUAGACCGUUGAAGUCCCCUCUGAGUCAGUCCCUCCCCUGCACCAGUUUAAGAAGCUUGCGCUGCUCCACCUCUUCCUCUCUUUCCUUUUCCGCAGGGUCUUCCUGCCCCCUGGGGUUUCGCCCCUCCUGGAUUCCCCUGACGCGGAAUCCCCAGACUGCUCUUCCCCCCUCCUGCGGGCUUUGGGACCUGGCUCUUCCUCCGGGCUCCCUGUACUUCCGCGCGCCUCUACAUUUGAACUUGGCGCGCGCGCCCAACCUCUAACCUUCCUUUUGACAGUUACACUACUCCCUUCACUACUCCCCUCCCCUUCCGGGAGGGUGGCUUGCUCCGACCUCCCUCCUUUCUCUGCUGCCGGAGCUGCUUCCCCUGAUACACUGGAACCUCCACCCCCUUCGCUGCACUCUGGCGGGGGGGCUGGUCCUGACGCCCAGCUGCCACUUUGGGAUCCCCUGCUGGCCCCCUGUUCCUGACACGUCCCCCUGGGGCUCCCUGGCCCUGACCACCGGCGCCCCCUUCUGGGAAUCCUCUGAUUCGCUGGAAAGACUCAUGGAAUCUCUUGAGUCAUUGUCAUCCUCUUCCUCGCUGUCCUGGGAUUCAUCCCCAUCGCUCUCCAUCUCCUGCCUACCCUGUGCCUCUGUCCCUGAACCCCUGACAUCCAUCCCCCCCUCGAAGCCCCCCCUUCCCCCCUCCCGCUGCUCGGGCGCAGGUUCCGGGAGCUCCGUUGUAGCGGGGGUAGAUACUGGAUACAGUCUGUCGACGUCGAUCUCCUCUGCUUCCAGUUCAGUGUAUGAGUGCUCGAAACCAGGGUCCUCCCCCAACACAUCCAAGUCCUCCCCUCCCCCUGUUACUUCAGGCGAUGCUGCUUGCCAAGGCUCCCGUCGCCACCCCACUUCUGGUUGAUCGUCCCACCAAUAAGAGCGGUCCGUGUCCACCCCCGAGCACGAUCCCCUUGGAGGGCUCGAUUCUGGCGUGGUCUCCUCUGCGGAGGAGAACCCCCGGAAGGUGCUGUCUGAAAGCGUGGGCGUAAAAGCCAGUCGUCAAAAUACUCCGCUGGCAUGGGCCUGUGUGGGAAGAGUGCAUGGAACUCGUCUUUAAGAAGAGGUUCCUCCAGAGCAUAAUCUGGCACCCAACUGUUGGCGCUGGCCGGGGUACCUUCCCUGGCGAGGAGGUAUUCUACUCCCUCCUCCCCCCAUCUCGAGUCCAGAAUUUCCGUGACCUCGUUGAGUGGCGGGGUCCUCGGUGACUCCCCCCCCCCUUGUGACUUUCUACGUGGGUCUGGUGCCGUCCCUGGCUCCUGAAAUCUGUGUGGGCCCUUGUAGGGAGUAAGCACCGACCUAUGAAAGACCGGGUGCAUUCUGGAACCUUCUGGGAGGGUCAACCGAAAAGCUACGGGAUUGAUCCUGCCCUCAACUUGGUAUGGCCCUAACUGUUUGUGUCCUAGCUUCUUCUUAGCUAACGACUUGGCCGGCACCGCCUGGGCUGCUAACCAUACCCAGUCCCCCACCUGGAUGUCUUCUCCUGCCCUCCUGUGCCUGUCUGCCUGCACUUUGUAGGCGUGUUUAGCUAGUUCCAAGUGCCGUCGUAGCUCCUCGUGGACCUCCUGCAAUUCUGCUGCUAAAUGCUCAGCUCCCUGCGACUGCCCCUGCGUCGUUGUCUCCAACGCCGGGAAGGUUCUGGGAUGCCGCCCAUUGUUGGCGAAGAACGGUGUCACCCCCGUUGACGCGUGCUUCGUGUUGUUGUAGGCAAACUCGGCCAUCGGUAAGUAGUCCACCCAAGUUGCAGGCUUUUGAUUGGCGUAACAUCGCAGGUACUGCUGCAUGAUGGCGUUGACCCUCUCCGCUUGGCCGUUGGUUUGCGGGUGUCUCGCCGACGCUAAGUUGAUCUUGACAUUCAGGAUGCCCAGGAGCUUCUGCCAGAAACUGGAAAUGAAUUGGCGACCCCGGUCGGACAGGAUGGACCGUGGUAAGCCGUGCACCCGGAACACGUGGUCUAUGAACAGCUUGGCGGUCUGUUCCGCUGUUGCCACCUUCGCGCAAGGAAUGAAGUGCGCCAUCUUGGUGAACAGGUCUACAACCACAAGCACCGCCGUCUUGCCUCGCGAACUGGGCAGAUCAGUAACAAAGUCCAGCGCCACCCUUUCCCACGGCUGUAGUGGCGUCUCCAGCGGUUCCAGCAAUCCCGCUGGCUUCUUGUGCACUGGCUUGGACCUCUGACAAGUGUCACACCUGGCGACGUAAUCCGCGACCUCUCCUCGCAUCUGGGGCCACCAAAAGUCCCUGGCUACUAAGUCCGCCGUCUUUUCUUUGCCGAAGUGACCCGCGCUGGGUGCGUCGUGUAACUGCUGUAAAACCUUCGCGCGGAGAUCGUCUCCCGGCACGUAGAGAGCACCCUUGCGGGUUAGCAGGCCGUCGCGUAUCUGGAAUUCGUCGUCCUUUGCUGUCCCUCUGCGCACCUCCUCCAUCUUGGAUUGUGCGAACGGAUCCGUCUGUAGCGCGCGGCGUACCGCGUCCAGGUCCACGGCGGCGGAAGCGCAUGCCCACGCCUGCGGUGCGAAAAUGUGCCUGGCUGCCACUGGUGCCGCUUCCUCGAGAUACUGCGGUUUCCUGGAGAGGGCAUCCGCUAUGACGUUGUUGUCUCCCGGGAUAUACUCUAUCCUGAAGUCGAAAUCCGCAAAGAACUCCGCCCAUCUUAUGUGCCUCUGGCUCUGGAGCUUCGCCGUGCGCCAAUACUCUAGGUUCUUGUGGUCCGUGCGGACUUGCACGGUGUGCUUGGCUCUGAUGAGGAAGUGCCGCCACGCCUUGAAAGCCGCGUGGAUGGCCAACAACUCCCUGUCCCAGAUGGUGUAGUUCUGUUCCGACUUGCUGAGCUUCCGGGAAUAGAAAGCGCAGGGCCUCCAGUUCCCUUGCGGAUCUUCCUGCAAGAGGACGGCCCCCACUGCUCUGUCAGAUGCGUCCGUUUCAACCCGCAUGGGCCUGCCGGGAUUCACGUGUAGCAGCUGUUCUUCGGACGCGAAGAGGCUCUUAAGUCUCCUGAAGGACUGCUCCGCCUGGUCCGUCCAUGUGAACUUUUUCUUCUUGGAACUGAGGGUGUCCGUGAUAGCUGCCGUCUCUUUCGCGAAACCCCUGAUGAACUUGCGGUAAAAGUUGGCGAAGCCGACGAACCUCUGGACUUCCUUCCGAUUGCGCGGGCUAUUCCAGUCCAACACCGCGCGGACCUUGGCGCUGUCCAUGGCUAGUCCCUUGUCGGACAGCCGGUAGCCCAGGAAAUCCACCUCCGUCACGUCGAACUGGCACUUCUCCAGUUUGGUGUAGAGUCUGUGCUCCCGCAGCCUCUGCAGGACCUCCUUUACGUCUCUCUCGUGAGUCUCCCGCGAUUCUGAGAAGAUCAGAAUGUCGUCGAGGAAGCAUACGCACUUCUUGUAGAGUCCCGCUAGCACGUGGUGCAUGAAGGCUUGGAAACAGUGGGAGCCAUUUUGGAGACCAAACGGCAUAACUCUGUAUUCAUAGGUGCCCAGCGGUGUGAACAUGGCCGUCUUCCACUCGUCACCUUCCCUCAUGCGUAUUAGAUUGUAUGCUCCGCGUAAAUCCAACUUGGUGAAGAUCCUCCCCUUCCUUACCGUCGCGAGCAGGUCGUCAAUUUUGGGCAUGGGGAAGGCCUUGGGCUUUGUCAUCGAGUUUAUGGCCCUAUAGUCCACAAUGAGCCUUUUUUGGGGCGUGUCCUUCUUCUUCACGAAAAACACAGGACUGCCCCCACUGCCUUGGAUUCUCGGAUGAAUCCCCGCUUCAAAUUGUGAUCUAUGAACUCCCUGAGUUCCUGCAUCUCAUCUUCAGACAUGGAAUACAGCUUCGCAGUCGGUAGCGUCGCCCCUGGUAAGAGGUCAGUUGCACAGUCGUAGGGCCGGUGGGGUGGUAAUUGGUCAGCUUCUUUUUCGCAGAAGACCUCCAAAAACCCCUUGUACUUGUGGGGCACUGCCUGCACCAUGCCUAGAUGCAACUGUUGCCCUUCCUCCUGGCCCUCCUCCUCCUGGCCGGUCUGGAUGCAAUGUUGUGCGCAGUAGGACGAGCCAAAGGUGAGCUGCCGCUGGUACCACGCUAAUGAUGGGCUGUGUCUAUCCAGCCAACUCAUGCCUAACACUAUAGGCGUGUCUGACAGUCGGGUGACAUUGAAACUGAUGACCUCGCGAUGAUUCCCAAUUUUCAGCAGCAUGGGUGGCGUCUGCUGUACCACUUGCCCGCCCAGCAACUUCCUGCCAUCUACCGUGACGACGUUCAGAGGCAGCGUGGCUGGUAGUAGCGCUAUGCGAUGCUGCUUGAUGAACUGCAUCCCCACGAAGUCUGCGUUGCUCCCUGAGUCAAUUGUAAUGGGGACUUCCAGGGUGAGUCCAUUAGGUAGCUGGAGAGUAGCAGUGAGCUGCACCACUGGCUUGGGUGGUAAGGGGUUUGUAGGCUGCAAAAGCGCUGGGGACUGCUUCACUGACUUGCCUGGCUGAGCCCCAGCAUGUCUGCUUCCAGCCAGGCAUUGUCGUUUCCCUGAAACUGUUCUCCUUGGAGUGCUUCCCCUGUUACUGUUGCUAAGGCUGCAGUGUGCUUCUGGAGCCUCUGGGGACACUCUUUGGCCAUGUGCUGCGCACUGUCACAGACGUAACACUUCCUGGUCCCUCUAGGAGGCUUCGCCUUGACUGCUCCGGACGCUGAGGCUCCGGCAGCUGUCUGAGCCUUUGCACCACCCAGUUCCAUUGGUUCCUCCCCCUCCCUCAGCCUAGGCGAGGGAUGCGUACGUCCCAGGUCGCUGGGAAGAAAAGGAGGCGCUCUAGCUGGUGCGCGGACUUGGCGCCCCUCCUCACUGUGCCAAGGGCGUUCUUCGUGGCGCACUCCUAUCGUGAGUGCCCUCUGCACGACGUCUGCUAGGGUUUGAGGUCUGUCCCCCCUGGCCAACUCAUCUUUUACGGAGCCAUGAAGCCCCUCCCAGAACAAGUCUCUCACUGCCAAUGAGUCCUUUUCCCAGCCCAGCACAUUCAGCAAAGCAAAAAAGCGAGAAUGGUACUGACGCACUGUAGCCUUGCCCUGCCGCAAUCCAUGCAUCUCCCGGCGCGCCACAUCAACAUCAACUGUAGAUUGGAAGCAAGCGUCCAUGGCUUUGAUAAAUUCAUCAGAGUUCCUGCGGGCAGGACCAUCUUCGCGCCACAAAUUGCGUAACCAGGCUCUAGCUUCCCCAUGCAAGUGGGACAUAAUAAAGCCUACCUUCUCCUCCUCAUCUUUGAAGUCUUUCCGAAGCAAAUGCAGCGCGUAUACGACGUCUGCUCUGAAACUGGGAUAAUGCUUCAGGUUUCCAUCGAAGUGGGCUACUAAAUUGCCCCCCCUCCGUCCGAGUCCGAUUCCCUCUGAUCUGGACCCCGGGAACCCCUCUUUGCACGCAUGAUCCCACCUGGCUUGCAGAUCCUGGCAUCGCGCUUCUGCUUCGGCAACUGUCUUCUGAGAGACCCGUACUGCAGCGGAGAGUUCAGCGACUGCGUUUUGCAGGGUCGUUAUCUGCUCCUCAGUAGUCAUGUCUGCCAAACUUCGUGAGCUUUGCAAAAAAAAUUUUGCGGUUUCUGUGAGAGGGGACUUACUGUCAGGGCUGCCUCAAGUCUCAGCUCACAAAAGACCAACGCCAAUCUCUUCUUAUAUACAAAAGUGUUUAUUGCAGUUCAUUGUUUGCUUCACAUCCGAGGCGCGCAGCCCUACGUCUGUUACGCUUAGACCGUUGAAGUCCCCUCUGAGUCAGUCCCUCCCCUGCACCAGUUUAAGAAGCUUGCGCUGCUCCACCUCUUCCUCUCUUUCCUUUUCCGCAGGGUCUUCCUGCCCGCUGGGGUUUCGCCCCUCCUGGAUUCCCCUGACGCGGAAUCCCCAGACUGCUCUUCCCCCCUCCUGCGGGCUUUGGGACCUGGCUCUUCCUCCGGGCUCCCUGUACUUCCGCGCGCCUCUACAUUUGAACUUGGCGCGCGCGCCCAACCUCUAACCUUCCUUUUGACAGUUACACUACUCCCUUCACUACUCCCCUCCCCUUCCGGGAGGGUGGCUUGCUCCGACCUCCCUCCUUUCUCUGCUGCCGGAGCUGCUUCCCCUGAUACACUGGAACCUCCACCCCCUUCGCUGCACUCUGGCGGGGAGGCUGGUCCUGACGCCCAGCUGCCACUUUGGGAUCCCCUGCUGGCCCCCUGUUCCUGACACGUCCCCCCUGGGGCUCCCCUGGCCCUGACCACCGGCGCCCCCUUCUGGGAAUCCUCUGAUUCGCUGGAAAGACUCAUGGAAUCUCUUGAGUCAUUGUCAUCCUCUUCCUCGCUGUCCUGGGAUUCAUCCCCAUCGCUCUCCAUCUCCUGCCUACCCUGUGCCUCUGUCCCUGAACCCCUGACAUUAUUAAUUAUUAUUAUUAUUAUUAUUAUUAUUAUUAUUAUUAUUAUCAUCAUCAUCCCUUUCAUCACCAGGUGGCAAGCAGAACUGUUCCAUAAACUUCUGCCAAAACGGGGGGACCUGUGUUGCUGGCCCAGAGUCUUAUCACUGCGAUUGCAAUCCUGGAUUCAAGGGCAGACAAUGUGAACUAGGUGAGUUAAGAACAAUACAGGCUUCUCUGGACUCUCCUAAUGGUAUGAUACUAUGGGUGCUUCCAGAUGUGGAUGAUUUUUAAUUGUUUAGUCAAUCUUGACCUUCCUCCUAAAGGAGCCCAGGGCAUCAAACGGUGAAGUGAUAAAAUAAUACAGUUAAAAAUAGAAAAGUUAAAAUUUUAAAAACUAAAAACAUGUGAAUAUUAGUAGCACCCAGUUGUUCCUGCUCUACUGCAAGUAGAAGAGCAACUCUGAUUCCGGACUUUACACUCUGCAGCCAAGUGGGCAACCCCCAUUUUCCCAGUGUGUAUGCCAUACAAAGGCACUGUGGGUUGGUGGUUCCUGUAUCUGGGAGACCGGCCAGUUGCCUAUUCUGGAUAGAGUUCCCUCAGAAAGAAGAGUUUUGGGGUGCUUCUGGGUCCAUCUUUGUCUGGAUGCUCUGGUUGCCUCAGUGGCUAGGAGUGCCUUUUACCAGCUACAGCUGGCAUGACAGCUACAGCUGUUUGUGGACAGGGUUAGUCAGGCCACAGUAACUCAUGCAAUGGUAACAUCAAAGCUCAAUUAUCACAAUGCACUACCUUGGGCCUGUUCUGGAGGCUCUAGCUAGUGCAAAACGCUGCACCCAGGCUGUUGAUAAAAGAAAACACUUUGUGCAGUGCAUAGUCAAAUGACAGAGCUUGCUCCCCCAGGAGGCAGUGAUGGCCACCAACUUGGAUGGCUGUAAAAGAGAACUAGACAAAUUCAUGGAGGAGAGGGCUAUCAGUGGCUGCUAGACAGGAGUGUCAGCUUGGCUCCCGUGCCGUGGGUGCCCAGGGCCGUGGGUGCAAUGCAGCAUGAAUGACCCUGGCACCAAAAUAUGUGGGUGCCCAGCCCCUUCAUGGUGAAUUUUGUGGGUGCUCAGGCACCCAGGGAGUUGGCAGCUAUGCUACUAGGCAUGAUGGCUAUGCUGUACCUCCACAGCUAGAGACAGCAAUGCUUCUGAAUACCAGUUGCUGGAAACCAAAGGAUGGGAGAGUACUCUUAUGCUCCCUGGUUUCUAGUUGGCUAUUCUUACACUCUUUAUGUUGAUGAGGAGAGACCACUGCAAGCAGAUAACUUCAGUGCUCAAAAGUUUGGGCUGGCUGUCCAUAGGAUACUGGGAACAGUUUUGAGGUUCGUUAUUAAUUUACAAGUCCCUUAGCAACUUGAGUGUAGGGUAACUCAGGGACUGCCUGAUCCCUUAGAUUCCUGCUUGAUCACUGAGGUCUUUGAAGGGGUCGCUGUUAGUGGUCCCCUGUGGCUCAGAUGCACAGCUUGUAUCUACAAGGAGCCAUGUGUUCAGGAUGGAGGGCCCAGUUUUAUGGAGCUCCCUUGCAGUUUAGCUGAGAGAGGCCUCUUCCCUGUUGAACUUCUGGCGCUUACUGAAGACAUCAAGAUUUCUUUGGUUAUGGGAAUAUAGUGCUCUCUCCUUCCAAACUGUUGGUUUAAUGAGUCUCCUUAUCUCCCUUCACUCACCAGCACUUGGGGCAGGAAUGUAUUUAGAAGGCAUUAGUUCUAAGUCAACCCGCCUUUGAAUAAUAGGAACAUUUAACAAUGCUUAGAAAUUGGACUUGAAAUAUCUCUCUGUGCUUAUUAUAGUCCUCCCUCCUUCCCUAACCAUGCCAAUUUCUCUCUUCAGCCUGCAAGAAGGUGCCUCAGUCUUGUACUCGGCUUUACUCAGAAACCAAAUCCUUUCCAGUCUGGGAAGGAGGUGUCUGUCAUUAUCUGUAAGUACUGUCUCACAGAACAUUAAUUCAGAGAUCAAAUUAGCUGUCAGUCCCAUUUUGAUAGAUAGGGCCUUGUACAUUCCAUUUUUGUUGUCCUGCUAUUAAUCCCCAUACACAGGAAUAUAAUUUAAAAGUACAUGAACAUCUGAAAAUACAAAGAAUUUUGUGAAUUAAAUAUUCCCUGUUCUAUAAAAAAAAAGGUUUCUAAGAUCCUAGAGAGGAGGCAGGAAUAAACACAGACAGUAAGCCAACUGAAGUUUGUAGUGCAGACAUACACAAAUGGUUGCAGAAUGUGAUUGCUGUGCAACUUCUAAGAUGUGAUAGAUCAUGAAUGAUGCAAAUGGUGAGCAGCUCAGGGAAUGGUGAGGAACUCAUAAUUUGGCUGCCGGUGGUUUUGGAGGGGCGGGCACUUGGAGGAAGAUAGGAACCUGAGGAUAUACAAAUGUCCAUUUAGUGCUGGAGGUUUCUCUGUCAAAGUAGGAAUGUUGGUGGAAAUUAGGGAGGUACAAGCUAUGUGAGAGGUUCACAACCAACAUACUAUUCAAUUGUGGCCAAGCAGACUUUUCAUCAUUCCUACUCUUAACUUGCAUUUGCUGUUGUGGUAGAUACAAGAGGAUCUACAAAGUGCACCAGGAUGUCUGCUACAAGGAGAGCUGUGAGAGCACUGUUUCAAAUAAGGCACACAGCAGGUAAAGGAAUGUUGGUGGCUUUGUGGGAAGUCAUAGCUGUGGGGGAAACCCUUGGAAUGCAAUAUCCAACUCCCGAUUUCUGACAUUACUGAUGGUUUAGGUUAGCAGCAACCAUCUAAUCUUGAUGUUAACUUAUGGGUUGUUUAGACCGCUGGAGUGUUUAAAUCUGUGAUCAUUUACUCAGUCAGUAUUAUUGCUACUUUAAUUCUGCUGCCAUUGCCCAACAUGCUGCUGGAGCAAAGUAGCAUUCAGAACAAGAAGAGUAUGUUGGAAUGUUUUAUAGAUUUAACAUUCUCUUGUUUGUUUCAGAAAACAAAGUAACAGACACUGAAGCCAUAUAGUAAGUAUCUUUGCAGGAAAAUAUAGGGAAUGAGGGCUCCAUACACCUCUGUGCUGGAUAAACCACAGAACAGGGUUGAGGAAUCUGUGGCUCUUCAGUAGUUGGCUAAAACUCCCAUCACUGAGCAUUGACCUUGCUGGCUGGAGCUGAUGGGAGCUGAAGUCUUAACAAUAGCAGAGGACCAUAGCUUCCCCAGCCCUGCUAGAGUUAGGGGUCUUGUAAGGAACAAGUUAUCUAGAAGCUCGCUUGGUGGGGCAUAUCCUUUAUCCUACUUGUAGCAAAUUCCUUUUGAAAAGUUCCCACAGCUGAGGAUAUUGUGGGUGUUCUCUAACUGCAUCAUAAUGGUGAACAAAUGCUUUAUUUAUGUAGAUUGAUUUGUUUAUUUAAAGUGUCCCAAGAGGCUCUCAAAGUAGCUUACGAAAGAUUUGCACAUAUAAUAAAAAUAUAACUUGGUGACAGGAAUCUUCAGGCAACAUUCUGCUCCCCCCCCCCCGCCCCCAUCAUUCUUUAUUUUUCCUUGGUGUCACAAGGUCACAGGCCUACUGAGGUGAGCAGGGCUGAGCAACUGGAUCUUGCUCCAUCUAUGGUGGAGCAGUCUCUUUGCUGGCAGAAAACUUCAAAAUAUUGAUGGGUAGGUAGCUUGCCACUAAAGGAAAAGUGGCAGUGAUUAUUGACUACCACAGUAGAUUUCAUGAAAGGUAUAAUUGAGAUAAAGAAAACCGCACCCUGAUCUUUUAUUCCAAGCAGAUGCUGAGCGUCUUUAGCACCAGAAGGCUCAGACAUGACAAAGUGACAAUCUCAGAAAAUUUCACCUCAAGAGUGUUUAUACAUAUCUGGCACUUAAGUCUGAUCUUUCUACAUUACAAAGAUAAUUGUCAACCAGUUUUCUGCCUGCUUCCCUACACAUGCUGAGGAAUGAAAUGUCAGAAGCAGCCUUUAGCAUUCUUUGAUUCUGCUCAUUGAAAGCAGUAUUUCUUUCAAAGCUCUUUCAGUGAGACUAUGUCUCUCUACCCUCCAUAAAAAAAAUUCAUUAAUGGAUCCCAAAGCUAUACCAACAGAAUUCCUCACCAGGAUUCUCCUUGCUGUAGGAAUAUCAAGGAUCUGCUCACCAGUGGAACUUUGACAUUUUACUAAAGAGUUCAGUGUAAAUAUGAAUAAGCAGUAAAUCUGCUUGUUAACUUUUUAACACAAGUGAAAUAAACUUUUUAGCAGUGAAAUGGAGGAAGAAAAGAAUCUUUGUACCUGUGUUUUAUGCAUGCGCACAUAAUCUAAGUGCUAGCUGUCGUGUUUUAUUUUUCCUUUGUAGGUUCCAGAACACUCAACAUUUCUUCUAACUGGAUUGGAAAAAAGGAGAGACCCUCCAGCAAGAUCUAUGGACUUUUCUUCCUUUGCCUUGUUCAGGAGGUGUUCACCAAAUAGCCAUAUCCCUCUCUCUUUGGCAGGAUUAUAAGGGUCCGCUUACCUUUCUUCAUAGCACCUGAAUUUAUACAAGAUGAGUGACAUGUUAGAAAAGUCUCUCUCAGGAUUGAAGUCUAUUAUGGGCCACUUGCCGCAAGGGCAGAGCCUAAAGUUUCACCAGUGAUGGAGAUACUGGUUACAUAAUCUGUGGCCACUGGACUACCUUAAAAGAAAAACAAGCCCUGAAACAAAUGUUCUGGAUUAUAACCAAAAGGAGAACCUCCCUGGCAUAAAAUUUGAUGUCCAAAGCUAAUCACGUCUAAAAUACUCCCAUUUGCAAACAGUGUGUCUUUUAAAAAACACUAGGUUCUUUUCCUUUGUUUUUCCCUUUGCAAGAUUAGUUAAUGAAACGCAAGAAAUCUGACAGCCAGCUACUGCUGUGCCUUUUUAUUGCUAACAAAUUACUUGCAUUUCAAAAUUUAUUCUAGUGCAGUGGGGAAAGGGCUGCAGAAGCUAGAAGUCUAUAUCCAUUUUCAACAACAGAUCAAACAGGCUUUUAGUUAUUCAGCCUGUGGACAUGCUAUUCCAUAAAGUGAUUAGAAAAUGCCAUGCCUUAAUAAUUAAAAAAGUUGAAAACCCUUCUAGCCACUCUAUGAAGGGUAAAUAGAAUGCUUUCCUGUUUAAGUCAGGAUUGUGAUGCCAGUGGAGGAAAAAUAGCAGAGCAUUUUUUCCUUCUUCCCAGAUGUUCAAUUGCUACAGCUCCCAAGAAUGGCCAGCUACUCAAGGAGCCUCAAUAUUUCCUAGAUUUGAGAGUUUGUAUGACUAAAUAUAAAAUUGUGUUUAAUAUACAUACACUGUAUAUUUUAUAAAUUAAUACAGCCAGAGGUUCAAUUACAGUUUACCUAUUAUUAUUCCUGUAAGUGCUGGUAGCUCUCUAGCAGCCCAUUCGGCAAGUGCAAAAAAGAAAAAAAGGGGGGGGAGAGCAGCCUUGUUCCCUAGAAAGCUAAUCCUGGCAGCCUUAAAGAGUUGUAAAUAUAGUUUCUUCAGCAAAAGAUAGCACUAACCAUUCCCAGCAGGAAAAGGCCCUUUCCACAGCUAUCACAAAAGGAUAGCCUCUACGAGAAGGACUCACUGGAACCAAUAAACAUUUAGGUUUAUUCCAAUUAUUUACAUACGUUUUGCAGCAGUAUUAGCUAAAGGAUCCCCCUCCCCACAGAAAUUGCAUUUUUCACUACAGACCUUCUCAAAAGGCAUGGGCUGAAGAGAAAAUCAUAUACUUAAUAUGACUAAUACAAGAUCUCCAAACUCUCUCCAUUGCAAAUUGCAGCAUUUUAGUUGGAUGUUCUGUAAUUUGCCCUGUUUUAUGAAAAGAAAUAGAAAUCUGGAUUUCUCAUUCAGGGAAGGCUUCUUCAAGAGCAGUAGAAGAAAAGGAGAACUUUUAAGAAGGCCUAGCUUGUAUAGAUUGGCAGGAGUAGACACAACACCAAAGGACCACAGAUUGCAUUGUCAGAGUAGUGUUAAAACUACAUUUUAAGCUUUUCUAGCAUUUUAAGCACUGAUUUGUCUGAGCAGCCAAUCAUGUACUGCCACAAUGAACCUAGGCAUUGAGAAAAUAUGCAUUUUCAUGUUUCAUUAGCAAGUAGAGAAUUUAUCAUGCCCUGUUUCUGAUGUUCAGGUUGUGAGCAGCUUAUGUAGCCAAAACAGCACCAGGCUUUGGGGGGGGGGACUUCAUGGUUUGCAAAAGUACAAAAAUAAAAUCAUAUGGGGGGACGGCGACUAAAAAUGGACAGAACCCCAAAACAGCCAUGAGGCCACACAAUGUUGAUGGGAGGGGAGAAUUGGAAUGAAGAGGUGGAAUACUGAACAGAAGCACUCCACGUGCUACAACGUUUUGUCUCUGGUCUUACUUACAAGCACUUAAAUCCCAACUGCUUCAGUUUAAUUGGCUUGAGGGCACAUGAAGGCAAUCUCACUGUUAAAAAUACAGCUUCCAAGGUGCAAAAAAGGGGGUGGGGGAGGGAAGGGUUAGUAAUCCCGUCAGCUAAAUAGCACAUUUUUCCAGGCCCAGUAAAUUGACAAAGAUAGUGAGAGGUCUUCAAAGCCGGUUUCUUGUCUGCCGCACAGCAACACUGGUUUCCCCCCCAGGCACAGUCUAAAGUAGAACAGUCUGUAUCAAGUCAGUAUUUUAUAGCCAGAUUGAGGCAUAUAUAAUGCAGCAAUAAACUAAAAAAGAUUUUAUUCUGUCAAAGUUAUUUUGUUUUGCAUUUUAGAUUAAAAUACAAUUUAUUU
This is a messenger RNA of Podarcis lilfordi (Lilford's wall lizard), 78847 nucleotides long. The record is from the annotation of a GenBank genome assembly. NCBI's taxonomy places the organism in Eukaryota, Metazoa, Chordata, Lepidosauria, Squamata, Lacertidae.